Messenger RNA from Xyrichtys novacula (pearly razorfish), 53276 nucleotides. The record is from the annotation of a GenBank genome assembly. Lineage: Eukaryota; Metazoa; Chordata; Actinopteri; Labriformes; Labridae.
AGUCUCUCCUCCGGGGCUGCUUGCGAACUUCUCGUCGACACGCCACUUCAGUUCACAUUGUUUCGGGACUGGAUACGACCAGCAGUAAGAAGUCAUGGCUUUCCCACAUAACAUAUGUCUUCGUCUGUUUCUACAAAUCUGCCUUUUCAACAUGUUCGGUGAGUUUAACCUGAAUUAACCGUUAUUGUUGUUUUUAACGGUUAAGUUUGGUGAAGGAGGAGGAGGAGGAGGAGGAUGACCGUUAAAACCACUUUGAAUGAGGAUACAGCGUGGGUGCUCAACGUGGAUGCUCAAAUCAAGUGUUUGUCACAGGAAAACAAACAUUUCGUGAAAUUUAAGUAAACUCGAGUGUUUUUUUUCCCUCGAAAGUACGCGUUUUUGCUCACAUGCAGUUGACUAGGUUGUAAAAUGUGUUUCUGUCCGUCAGGAUAUUGAACUUGAAAACCACGUCGAAAUGAACUAGCAUGAAAAAGUGGAAUUAAUGUUGUUUUAUUUCUCCCAAUUCCUACUUUUUAAGUCUUUCUAUCACUCUUUUUGGCUCUGUUUCAGUCUGAAGCUGCAUUGUGGUGAAAAAAAAUGCAAAGCUGUAAUUAAUUGCUGCGUAAUUAAUGAACAAAGUAACUUUCUAACAGCAGUACAGCACGUUUGAGUAUAAACAUAUUUUACAUGGUACUGGUGCUGUAAAGGGUUUUGUCUUUGCAUGUCUCUCGCCUAAGUCUGGUUAAGUUAUUAAUGUUUUUUUAUUGUAAAGCUGUAAACAUCUAAGAAACCACAGUGGCUGCAGUCCUGUUUCUGUUUCCAAUGAAGGACAUUGUUGGUUAGAGUUUCAGUUGUGUUUUUAAUGUUUGAGCCUGAUGUUAUGGUGAUGGAAGUGGCUGGUUGUGUGUCCGUGUGUGAGAACAGUCUGGGUUUACCUCUGGGUCCGAGGUAAAAGCCCAAUUAGUUGGUUCAAUUCCUCAAGGCUGUGACUCAUGUGCAGGCUAUGAUACAAUGUGCUUCAAUGAAACCAAAGGUCACAAGACCAAAGUUUGUUUUUUUUUUUAUUACGUACAGUUUUUAUGGGGGAACUGCUGGGUCACUGGGUCAUUAAACUGCUUAAAGCUCCUGUAGAGAACUUUCUAUUUUUUGUCAGUUCUGGUGCCCCCUGUGGAUGAAGCAGUCUCUACGUCAUAAAUGUAAAAAAAACUCUUCAUAUAAGCUUUGAUAAACUAACCAUUUCACUGAUUUGUUAUCAGUUUUGGGGGUUGCUUAGAGAAAUAGCUCUGAAUUGAUGAAGUAGCAUUUUUCAACUUUCUUAUUGAUCAGUUACUCAAAUUAAUGAUUUUUUCACGCUAAAAUCGCAAACACUCACCAUUUUCAGUUUUUGAUUUGAGUUUUAAUUUUUUUUUUUCUGAUGCUUUGGGACCAAAAUGUUCAAUUUUCUUGCAUGUUCACUCAUGUCUUCUUUGUUUGACUGGUGUGUGUGUGGAUGUGUGGUGCACAGGGGUUUCAGGUUUCAUUUACAUAAUAUGAAAAAAUUAGAUUUAUUGUGCAAGUCAGACUAAAACGUGUCUUUUGUCAUUAGUAUGAACAUGUUUGAUUGAAGUUGCAUUAACCCUUCUUAAGAAAAGUCCAGAGCUGCACAGUUGUCCAUGUUUUUUUUUUUUUUACCAUUUGACAUAUGACUAGUUUGCCACUUGCUGACUUGUUUGCUGGUCGUUUCAGUGUGUGACGUAAUGGGUCAACUGGGUGACAGUAUAAUAGGUCACAGCUGAAAGAGGGCAUAUCGCCACCUGCUGUCGUGGAGGCAGGCAAACUUGUGCCAAGAAAUCAAUUUUCGCUGAUGCUUGCAUACUAGGACAAGGACUGUAGUCAGAUGUUAUGACCUAAUUGAGCUAUAACUAUUGUUUAGUUUAAGUGUAAGUGUGAAACGAAGGCUAACAAAGUUGUUAGUUUACUUAGCCAAAUUUCCCAGCAUUGUCGGAGGUGAAUGUUCAAAAUAAAGGGUCCAACUGAUACAUGGUCAUGUCAGUUGUAGCUUUGUCAAGUUGUACAGCCAAGGAUAUAGAAAUUGAUUUUUUUGGGCUUAUUAGCUGAUUAGAAAUCGUGAAUCUUAUGUGAAUCUGUUUCUUCCCUGCCCCCAUCCUAAAAGACAGACAUCAUGUUGACUCCGGGAUUAAGUUUUUGAAGGAAGCUUUACUGUAAAUAAUUAAAUGUAAACCUUCCUCCACAUGGUAUCUCACAACAGGACAACACUCACUCUGUCCUGACCUUAAACCUCUUUUUACAUAAAUCCCUGUCUUUUUACCCCAUCAGCCUUGCCUUAAUUGGGUUACCUCUUUUUAAUCCCCAUCUCCCCUCUACCUCCUCUGGAGAUGGAGUAAAGCUGUCUGUUUUUUGGAUUAUGUCGUUGGUUAGUGAUCGAGACCUGUCCCCUUAAAGAGGCCUGUCAAAGCUGACCUCCUCCCUAAUGGACCUUGAAGGGCACUCACUGGUACACAAUUUAUGGCUAAAAGCAUUUCUCCUGCAUGGAGACAAAGUCAUCCAGAGUAUGAGAAGAAGCCCAAACAUGUAGCUUUAUGCAGGAUCUGUACACCAAUGUCUAUUGAUUUCACAGACCAGUGUUCAUCAGUAUGAUGGUCAUGUUGUCUUACAGGAAUGAGAAAGUGGUCUGGGUUGGGUGGUUCUGCUGUAAAUCAGAGUAGUGGGCAGAGCUUUUACAAUGACAUUUACAGAACAGAAAGUAGACAUGCAGAAUGUGCUUACUUAGGUCAUGGCAUGCUGUAAACUGUUUUCAACCCUCAGUGUUAUUUAGGGCUUGGACGGAUCCUUUAAGUCUGUUCUGUAGUUGUUCGUAAAAUCUGUUCUGUCGGAAUAGUAAAUGCCUUGAAUAUUAUAUUUAAAAGCAGCAAAUAAAGACUUUGCACAAAGUCAAAAACAGUUACGUCUUCUAAAUAAGAUAAAGGUAUGAGCUGUGGCAAUGUUUUGGGGAAUUUUUGCCUCUGUUAGGAAGAUGGCAGGAGAAGAUAAAGACUGGGAUUUGAACCAGAGACCUGUAUAUGUGGGGCGCCCAAACCACUAGGCCACCAGGACCCCAAUACAACAAUCUUAAACAUACUUGUUUUACGACUAUAGUGCUCGUUCUGCUGCCCCAACAGUAUUUGGUACACCUCCAUACCCAAACAUUUCCUGUCUCUGAAAACCUCCCACAGCCUCACUUAUUACUAUUAUUCCAGAUCACUGACAAGGCAUUUGAUAACUUCUGACUGCAUGACACAUACAGUACAUAGCUAACUAGUGGGUUUACAUUGUCCAAACUUCAUUUGUGUUUAUCAUGACACACUCACUUAACAGCCUUCCCUGUGUCACUUAAAAAUACGUCUCAAUAUGUAAACAAGGUCUUUAUAAAAUAAUAUUCUCAAACUUGAUUGAAUGGCAGUUGUAGAAAUAAGGUGAAUGCGUUUAUUACAGCCAUGCAGUCCAAUAAAUAUCACAUACAUGAUUAAAAGUAAACUAAAGUACUGGAUAUAACUGAAGAUCUAAGCAUGUAUUUCUACAUUUCUUUCAAGGCUUUUGAUGCCCUAAAUUUCCUUUUGCCAGUGAAUCACUAGAAAGAGUCUGAAUGAGGGUGAAAUUGCUUCUGCUAACAAGUAUUGUAUGUGAAACCACAGCUGGAUCCCUCUGCACCAUAGAGCCCCAUUGUUGGCAAGAAACUGUUAAAAACCCCAUCAAUGAGCCGCGCUGUUUUCACCAGGGAGCUGGGACUCAAGAAAGCUUCUUUGCUCUAUAAUGCAGCCACAAAAGUUGGCUUUGAGUAGACCCUCCUUAUCGUCCAGCUGCUUUAAGUGCUGGCUGAAACAUCAAAUUUAUAGUGUCAUUCUUCAGCUGAAAACAGCCUGAUUACUGUGCGUAAGUCUGUUUUUUAUUGUUAAAGAUUUUUGUGCAGUGUUGGAACAAAUUGGUUUGGAGCUGAGAGCCACGGGCAGAUCCAUGCGAUCAUGUCUCAGAGUGGCUGAUUUAUGGUUUGUCCGUCUUUGUUAACAACAUCAACACCAAGAUCUCUUCUGUUUACCGAUACUUGAGACGGUUUCCUCAGGCAGUGUCAGGAAUAGAAACUGAUGUUCAGAUGAUAUAGGGGAAGCUUGUCAUUUUAAUGGUGUUUGGACUUCAUUCAGAUAAAACAGUUUUUACAUCAAUCAUGCAGAAGUAGUGCACUUUUUGUGGGCUCAGUAAUGUUUUGGCUGCCUGAGACACAUGUGAAACAAAAGUGUUGUCUCUCCCCAGCAUUUUUCUGUAAUGGAUGAGCAUUUUUUAGAGCCAUUGGAUACUGUGGCAAACCACUCUGUUCUGUGUUGCCUCCAAGAAACAACUCACUUCCUUCUUGAUGAAAAGCUUUUAAUUCUAACUGAGGACAUGAGGUUUUUCUGGUCAAGAUUUUGGAGUAGUACUCUGUAAUACAAGGUACAGGUCCAGAGUAACAUAAUCAUAGUUGUAUCAGAAACAGUAAGUGACAGUAAGUCAUUAACAGCAUCAGCCGUGAUGGAUGUAGCAUUGAGGAAACAUGUCCAACAGAAAGGCCUGGACUAAUUCUUAGUUCAGCUUUUCAGAAGUCAGAAUUUCCUGAUUCAUGGAUUUCAUUUGAAAUAAUCUCCAGUAAAUCAGCUAAUCAGAUUAAACAGGCAUCAAAUGUAAGCUCUGGCUCUGUUAUGUGUAAGACAUGUAGUUUCGAUUGAGAAUUAAUGGUCAGAUUAAACCACUCUUAAAAUAAGCAUUAGGAGAGUUGUGGAUCCUUGUAUUCUGUGUCUUUAACAAACUUCCAGCGUGUUUUUAACGACGGCAUGAACUGUGGAUUGACGUCAAUUCAACGCCAAAUUCACAGUACCAUCGAGUACUGGAAAUUCAUGAACUUAAUCAAAUGGCUAAAUCACAGAUGUUAUACCUCAUACCCAGAAGUUGAACUACAUAUCCUCAAGAUUAUGGAAACCCAUUGCACACUGGCAUUAAGUGUUUUGCAGCACAAGUUUACCCCUGAUGCACUCAUCAGUUUCACACCCAACACCCAUGUUGUGUAAAUAGCAGGUUCACUUAUGUGUGUUAGCGCCCAGGGGUGUGUUGGCCUUACAAGGUGGCGUGCUGCUUUGUUGAGGACAUAGAAAACAUCUAUAUAGAUAGAUAGAUAGAUGGAUAGAUAGAUAGAUAGAUGGAUAGAUGGAUGGAUAAAUAGAUACAUACAGUGAAAAAGAGUGUUUAUUUAGAUAGAAGGACUGUUAAAUUUGGUAUUUGCCCACCAUCCUUAUACACCAUGAUACAGUAUAGUGCCUAUCUGAGAAUGCUAGGAGAGGAGGUCACCCUCAGUGCCAUCUCCCCACACGCCACUUUCUCCUCAGCCCUGCAUGGUCCAAAAACUCGAGACCAGAUGAUCACUAAGUUCCCCAUGAAGUGUGUCCUGAGUAUAUGCAGAAAGAGACUAGUUCAUUUACAGUCCAUGUGAACACCACUAAUUAUCGUGUCCUUAGCUAAUAAAGCCAGUGCCGCUUAGCCACCUGCACAGGUGUGUGUUUGGACAGACGGUUUAGUUUCUGCUGUUUAGAGGAACUUUUCCAUACAUGCAUUUUCAUUACUCAUACAGUGAUCUGUGUGGGUUUCCUGUGCGGUUAAAAGUAGAGUACACUUGCACCCAGAUUUUGCACCACUCUUCUUCUAAAAAAGCAGUUGUAUACACCCUGAUUCACUAUGAGCCAUGUGCUGUAGCCUGUGCAUUUAGAUAAUGUAAACAGGGCCCUAUAACUUUCUAUUUUAAACAGCAGGAUUUGACUCUGAGGAGCCUUUAAGAAAAUGCGCUGGAAAGCAAUACAAUGAAUAAUUCAUUGUUAUUGUUUUCAUUGAUUUAUUGCUGUUUGAGUUAUUACUUAUUGUUUUCAAUUUAAUUAUCAGACAGCCAAUCUCGUACCUUAUUUAAAUUGGUUUUGACCUUGUAAAGCGGCUACAGCUCCACUUUUGAUAUGUGGAGGAUUGAAGGAUUUUUAGCUUCUUAACUUUAAUCUAAAUAAUUCUCAUUAUGGAGUAGGAAUUCACCUGUAGAGGUGCAACCCAGUUUAUAAAAUAGGCAACCCAAAUUUAGCUGGGUUAAUGUUUGGUUCAUUUUCAGCAUUGUGCAUUCAUAUUGACCUGAUUUUGUUUGCAUGAUAUGAAGGUAGAAUUCUCCGUUGGCUGUAAUUGUUUGAGCACAAAUUAUUCAAGCUUGAACGUUUGUUUUCACACCAAGUGGAAGCAGUAAACGUGUGAAGUAAUCAAAAAUGAGUCAUAAGGUAUCCCAUUGAGUCAGUGUAAAUAGUGGCUGGUUCCCUGACCUCCUCUUCAUCCGUGUCUGUGGCUGGAUGCCUGGGAAUGCCUUCGCCCUGCUGCUGAGCCGUCUGCAUGCAGCAGGAAGUGUGCAGCUGUUGGCUGCAGUUGUUCGUGUGGGAUUAGUGCUCUUGCCUGAGUGAUAGCUGGGUCUGACAGCCAUGUAAUCUAAUGUAUUGGCUCAUUGUUUUCAUUAAAGAGAGUGCACUGUUUGAUCCCGGAGGAAGUAAAAUGGUGCUUUGCCGUAACAUUAAGCAUAUGUAAGCUAAUUUAACCAGCAUGUAUGUCAGCACGGCGAACAAUCAAAUACUGUAAAUCCUAUUAAAUUAACUCUUUUCAUUACUUUCACUAAUUAUUCAAGUUCAACUGGUUUAAUGCAUCAGAAAGUCUCUGCUGGAUAAAGACCGGACAGCACAGGGCUAGAAACCAAGAGAUUCGGUUUUCAAGGUUUUUCCAGACAUGUCCAACUGGCAGGGCAUCCUGGACACAUUAUAAAUCCUGUCUGGUUUGUGGGUCCCUCAGGAUCCCCCAUGAAGACUUUUGGUGAAUAAUGUUAGGCAGAGGGACAACUGGGUGAACUUUCUUUUGCACAGUCACAACCAACAAAGGCAAAGGAAGAUAGAUCAGCGGAGAGACAGGCUACCAGAACACUUAGUUGUAGAUCCUUGCCUCGUCAAUCCUGGACAACAUGAAGUGAUUUUAAAUUUCUGACAGAUUUUCAAACACAUUGCAACAAAUAAUGACAGUUAUAAUAGUUUUGUUCUUGCGUUUUGCAUGUAAGCAGUGUAACAAUAUUUCCAACACAAGCGUUUGGUGUCUACAUGCACACAGAGAAAGCAUAAUUCAUCAUGAAAUACUUGUUUUCAGGUUUCUGGUUACUGUAUCUGAAUAAUGCAGGAAACUGAAAGGCUUAAAUUUAACAAUAAAAACCACAAUAGUGGAGAUAAACCACUGUGGUGGGUUGCAUAUAUUGCGUAUCCUCUUCAUUUCAAGCACCAGGAGAAGAGUGCCACCACAAAUAUUAGACAUUUUCUUCACUCUGACUGUUUUCCUUCUGUCACUGCCACCACAUAGCACAGGGGAGCGGUGGGUGUAGAUAUGCAGUGACAGAGGAAAGUCAGUGUCAGUGCUCCCUAAGAAUAAUGUGCUCAUGACUUGGCUAGGGCUGCACCUGCUUAGGUAGUUGGCAGCUGCCAGAAUCUGAACUCAGGAUACGUUAUUACAUUCCCAAACAGGACCUUUAUCAAAACCAGAUUACUUAAGUCGACAUCAACAUAAUUGUCGUACAUCUAUAAAUGCCUUGCACAUUUGAAAAAGUUGGUCCUUUAUUGGACCGAUGUUGGCAUCUUUAUAAAUUGAUAAUUCUCUUUGGACGCCAGAGGCAGAUAUCGGAGGGGCAUAAACACAGUUAUAUGUUUGCUGUGAUUGCUUCCGUUUUGUUGAUUAUGAAUGCAAAACAAAUCAGAAUUUUCCUCUCUGAAACAGCGAGACAGACCAUAGAUUAGGGGAUGCACCAACAAAAUGUGCUGAUUAUGUUGGUUAUGGAGCAGAUAGCAGAUUUAGAGUCUACAUUAAUUUCCUUGAGAAUAGUUGCUGGUUGUCUCAUUAAAUUGACUAAACCCUCAUGUUGAGCAGCCGAAGAUUCACUCGCACCGGUACAAAUAUUUUGAAUGUGUUUGUUUUCCUCUCAAAGCACAGUUUUGUGUUUGUUUCAGUCUUUGGUGGAAAGCCCGAGCAUGCUCUGAUCAUCUAGGACAUGUUUGAGAAAAUCAAAGCUCUAGCUGUUUAGCCAACAGGAGUAGAGCUUACAUCCACCCUUAAGCCUAGAAUGAAGGUUUGUUAGAGCCUUGUCUUGCAUGUGCAGAGUAUCUCUGCAGUCAGCGGCUGGUUUGAGUGGGAUUUUAUAUCCAGCAGCUGCCUCUGUAGUUUGAUCCCUGCGCCUUCUGGGAGGGAGUUUCUUCUGUAUUGACUACCUUUCCAGAGCACACAAGUACCAUCCAAAACAUAGUUGACUACUGUGUUAUUCAAAGCCUGUCAUUCAGCACUGUGAAAAAUCUAUAUAGUGAACGAGUCUAGUUAAAGAAGCAUGAGAGGGUUGUUGAAGUAAAUUCUAUCAAGAGGAGGGAUGUUGGAGGUAACACGAGACAGAGGAACAUCCAUGCACAAGCACGGGAUGAAGAACUGGUCCUGGAGUGAUGCCAGAGCACAGAGUUUUUAUCUCCCACUGUGUCAAAACUGCAGUCAUGUCUCCUGCACCACAUUUUUUUGUAUUUAUUUUUAAAACAUGUUGAUAGUGCUGCAGGGCUCCACAUCAGGUUUUUUUUAUGCAUCGUGCCAGGGAAGUGCUGAAAGGGCUGAUUCUUUAAAGCCUCUUUGAAUCCCAAAUAUUGGAUUUGGCUGCACUGCUCGCACUGGAUUGAUUACUUUGUAUACAGUAUUUUAACAGUAGUGUGAGAAUGAAGAGCUGUGUUUUUUAGCCCAGUUAGAGAGCUGGGUUUUGCUACAGCUUUGUAAACACACUCAACCUUAUCCUGAAAGUUUCACCAUGUUUAUCAGUAAGAAAAUGAAGACAUGUAGACCCUCCUGGAGGCUGAAUUUUGUUUUGUAUAUAGUUUUUGAGAAUCAGGCAUGACUGUAAGUUUGGAAGGAAUCAUGACUCCAUCUCAACAUGCAGUAGAGGAGGAAUGUGAUGGUGUUUUUAUUUAAGAUGAAGUAACAACGCCACACGGGAUGAUCCAAAGCGACUCAUUUUUAGAUAUUAAUGCUGCGUUUGAGUUACCUCGGAAGUCAGAUGUCCGAGCUGUCCGAGUUACCAGCAUUUUAGUUACCAAUUCGGAAGAAAGCAAAAUCAGAAGUGGAAACAAGAUGGCUACAUCUAUGAAAGCUAUUUUAGCACUUGCCUUGUCCUUGCUUAUAUUUGGACUCGGCAAGUGCUAAAAUAACUUUGGUAGAUGUAGCCAUCUUGUUUCCGCCUCCAAUUUUACUUUUUUCUGACUUGGUAACUGGAACGCUGGUAACUCGGGUGUGACUUCAUUCCCAGUUCAGACAUCUGACUUCUGAGGUAACUCGAACGCAGCAUUAGGUUCUGACUAACCGCUCAGAAUUCAACCCUUUUUUUCCGAUGUAUUUUACAGCUAAAAUGAGAUAAUAGAGUCAGUGGUUACCCAGUGUCAGAUUGGUUUUACUACCACCAGCAGAGCUAACACCACCUGACGUUAUUUUGUCUGUCUUGUAGGCAAACGUCCACAUGCGUGUCACAUAAACUUUGCCUUUAUAUGUAAAAUAAAACCUAUCAAGUAAAUUACAAGUAUCUCAGAGUUGUAGGUAAGUGUUGUACUCAAUGAAACGUACCUACUUUUGUUUUCCUGAAGUGGCACCAGUCAGUGAAUCUGGAGUGCAGCACCGUGUGGGAUCUGAAUCAGCCAGCACGGGGACAUAAACAGUUUCACACCUACUCCUUUCGCAAAGCGUUGCGACCAGGCAACCCCCCAAAUAUGCAUCGAAAACCCACACAGCAGUUUGGAUUUAUAGUGCCACCUCUAAAAGCAUGCAACAGAUUUAUUACCGUAGCAAUGGCAAGUGUUUGUGGAGACCAGUCUGUGUCUGACACAUCAGCUGAAUCAGAAUGAGUGUUACGUAACUUUGACAUAAAAACAGAAGUAAAAAUAAGGUCAGGUCAAAAGAUGUAAACAAAGAGAAAUCUGUUUAAAGUUUAUUAAAAUUUAGCUGGUUAUCCAGUAUAUAUAUGUAUGAGUCCAUGUUUUUUAGGAAAUGAAUAUGUUGUGAGACAUCUCCAUUUCUUUUGUUUUGGAGGAAAAAUGAAUCAUUUUCAGUAUAUCUGUCUCUGGCAGAUUUUGUGUUCAUCUCUAAACUCUGCACAUGCAAAAUUGGCCAUCUGUACAUAACGUCCCCUCAUAUUUAGAAGGCCCAUCUGUGGGGCACAUGGUGCUCGCUCGGGCUUCAAUCCAAGUCUUGGCAGUGGUCCCAUUAGUGCCACAGGGAGAGACAAAAACCUCCAGUAUUGCUUUCAUUGAGUCGCCUUUCCUUCCUACUUUUCCCACUUGUCUCCCUCUUUGGUCUGCAAACAGAGUUUAACCAACAGCUGCACACACCUGACGCUCAAUCCAUCGGGCGAGGGACAUUCUGCUGUGGGGCUCACGUUACAGCGAAAUCUUACACCACAAUGGUCGACGCUUCAUUCCCGCCUUUUCUGAGCCGUGUCCCCCAUCCUCUGUCCCCUCUAACACCUCUCUCAUGCCCCCUCCUCUGCCUUUUUUUCUUUCUGGGUGCAGUGGACGGAGCCUGGGAAUGUUUACUCUGCUUUGUUGUUGUCAACAGUCCUGACUGAAACAGCGGGGGACCACAGGAAAGACUUGUAUUCAAUUAAAGGGUGGGAUUAACUUGAGAAAAUAAGGGAUAUGGGGGUCAUCCAUUGUCACUUAUGAGCUUUUUGAGUAUUGAUAAGAAUUGUGAUUUAAAAUCCAACGUAAUUUUUGAUUUAUCAAGCUUUGGCGCACAAAGCUCAGCAGGCAUGCAAUAACAUACAUACUGCCAAAGUGGACAGCCUAUUUUUGGGGAACAAUUUCUUGGAAAUCUGGGGGACUCCAUCCAGUGAGGAUAAGAAAUCCAGAUGCUUAAAGGAAGACAGUCUGAAUUUACAACAUUUUAUUUUCUUUGAGCUGUAUUUUGUACAUUUAAAAAACUGGCCAACUUUGUAUUUAUCGUAGAUUUCUUGUCAUUAAUGUGCUGAAAGACUCCAUUGUAUCAGAUAAUAAAUUGUCAGUUGUUAUCGGACAGCUGAUUUGUCUCUUUGGCUCAAUUUCAGAAAAGGCACACUGGCAUUUCAAAUCCAAAUUUUCCAUAUAAAAAGCAUGUCUUGUAAUCUUCUCUGCACAUUAAACAACUGCAUUCAUGACCCCAAGGCUGAAUAACUUAACUCCGAGAACAGAGUAGUUGUUGCUGAGUCACCCAUUAAUCAUGGAAGCUGAUGAGGUUUAACUUGCUGUUAAUGGUCCAUGAUAAACUCUUAUUCCUUCUUGUGGGUGGAAAGCCCCGACUCCCCUUUAAAUCCUGAGGGGUAUAGGUGUGUGUGAAAUGUGACCACAACACUGUGUCAUGGGCUGGAGGGUUAACUUCCAUCUUUAACUCCGUCCUCUUGUAACUGAUACAUGUUGUGUGUCUUUUUGGGACAAUAGAGAUGACACUGACUUGUCUCCAGUAUUUGCUCAAGGCAUCCCACACGGAUCAGGUCAUUGUCCUGAGGAAUUCCAAGUCCUCUUAAUUUCUUCUCUCCUUUUGGUUUGUGUCAAACUACUGAACCCACUGAUGUGUCAGUGUCACCUGCAGAACCUGCAGAAGUGAAUUUAGUGCGGCAUUCACCAGGAUUAAGUUGCAAAGGGAUAUAGUCGGUGGGAAUGACGGAAGUAACAGAAUAGUACAGCUGGAAGUGUCUUUACUUUUCAGGUCAUUUAAUGCAUUUCACCCAGUAGUAUAUUGGGUAUGUUACCUGCUUCAUUUUUAGCGCUAUCUGCAUAUUUCCAAAUGUCCAUAAAUCCAGUAAAAAAGCCUUGAAAUAAACAUUUAAUUGAUUCAAAGCUACUUUGUAGUCCCCCACAGUCUGACUUUUUUCUCAAUUAAAGGGCUUCAAUGUUUUUUUAAAUGAAGAUACUAAGUCGAAAAAGUCGAAAAAUCGCAUCGCGUUUGAUGUGUAUAGUCAGGCGCGUCAACAUUCGCCUCCAAACAUAAUUUGGCGUCAUAUAUUUGCGUCGUUCCUGGUGUGUAAGGACCUUUAAUGUUAACUUCAAGACGUUUUCAAUGCUAAUUCUAAAAUGCACAUUUUAACAGAUCAAAUGUCACUUUUCCGAUUUUUUAACUAUGUGUAUUAAAGUGUGCUUUUUUUUAGAGUACAUAUCUCAGUAUUUGACAAUAUAGAUCUUUUUCUGUCCAUUCGGAUGACAUGAUUUCUGGCUCUGCGCCAGUCCGUGUCCCGCCACAUCAGCCGGCAUUUACAUCUGCUGUUGAAUUAAAAUGAAGUCAGUUGAAAUCCAGGCUGACUUUGAUGGUGAAAAGACACCUCUGUGUUCUGCGUGUACAUGUGCAAAUGAAUAUUCAUGAGGGACCUCAGGGCUAACCAGAGCGUCUUUCAUGGUGUUUGCCUCUUUUGCUAAUAGGCUGUGCCAUGCCGAGGAUAUGGCAUACAUCUGGUGUUGUGUUUUUUUUCUGCACAGGCAAGCGUCUGUGCUGAAUGUUUACAGCUAAAAUUGGCUGUUCAGAAUGACAAAUAAGCUUGUUUUGACUGUCUAUGCUAACUCUUCAUAUUCUCAGGGCUUUCUGAGGGAAUUUAGCGUGAAAUAUGCACACCAGUGGUCCGUGAAAAAAAAAAGAGUAAACAUAGUGUGCUUUUUAAAUUAAACUCUGUAGGCAGGAGUAAAGACAAUGUCUGUGUUUCCCAUCAUGAAUACUAUAGAGUAGGAUUGCAGAGUUUUAUGUCAGAGCUGUCUGUAAAUGUUAUCCCAGCCCUGGAGGCUGACUGAUGAGUGCAAUGGUAGAGGGCCAGAUGCAACUCACAUUUCAUGCUUUGUGUGGGCCUCUCCCCCUCAGCUGAUUCAUCGUGCAGGCCUAAUUAUUUUAGUCUUUUUCUGUGUGCAGUCGGUGUUUUCAGGGCAUUUGUUUGGCACAUUCCCCAGAGGGCACAUCUCUUUGUUUAAGUGUCCCUCGGGAGAGAUAAGAGAGGCAGAAAAUACGCUUGUUGAUAGAAACCAUCAGCAACUGUUGAUUGGACAGUGGAAUUUGUUGGGAUUAUUCUGCUCUUUCUCUGCAGUGUUACACAAGCAGAUGGAGGAACUCAUACGGUGACGUGAGAUGUAUUUUAGGGUUCAUUAAUUAAUACUUCAGCCCUUUAAUUUUCAAACAUUUAAGAAGCUGUCCUUCACACACAAGAGCACAAGACGACCGAAAUAGAUUCUGUUUACUGGCAUAGAAGAAGAAGAAGAAGGAGAAGAAAAUAAACAAACUGUCAUAGUUUUAAAGCCAAAACCGUCAAACUUUUGCUGAAACCAUCAAAUCUUUCUGCACUGCUUUAACCAAAUGCGACAGUCAGUUUUUUUUUCAUCUUUUGACAUCGAAGCAAAGAAAACACCAAGACUCAAUAACAGUGUGCUUUUGCAUCAGACUUCACAACCCCUAUUGCUAGAGUUUCUGGAAAACUGUGAAUUUAUUGCGUCUUGUUUUCUGCAGAAGAAUAAGAAGCCUGUAUUUUUUAGUCUUUAUGCAUAUCAUCUUCUCCAUCCAGCCACCAGAAGUCAUUGUCGAUGUGGGGGAGGAAUUUUUAAGACAGAUGCCUGGCGGUUUGAAGCGAGAUGAGCUGAAUCUGAAUAGGAAAAGAUCAAACAGAUGUGCCCUUUUCUAACUGUGAAAGUCUUAAGUAUGGACUGCGCAGACUGCAGAUGGAAAAAACAGGAGUGUUAAGAGUUGAUGUUUGGUGAUAUCAGAUUUUGCAUGGUGACUUGUUUCAGGGAGAUGUCACUGAUCUUGACGUGAGUCGCGAUAACAGGCUUUGCUCACAGAUAAGAAUCAGACGCUGAAGGGUGGUGUCCAAUCUCAGACGGGGUUUAUUAAGGAGUCUGGGUGCAGAGUUGACUUGUGAGGGCAAUUUAGUGGCUGCCAGACACUGCCAGUGUCUUUUGAAGACAUGUGUGAUGAAAGCUGUUAUGUGAUCUACCUCUGCAGCUCAAGUUUAGGGUCUGGAAUCUGCCCGGGGGGUGCUGCUCUACUGCAAUUUUAGAAUAAAGACGUGUUAAAGCUUAAGGCUCCAAAGCUCCAACAGUAUCCCUGUAAAAAAAAAACUGGAUGAAGACCCUCUGGACUGACAUCUGGAAUCGUUCAGGAUGACAGAGAUAUAAAGGCUGUUGGUUGGCUUUUGGCAAACACCUUACAGGUUGAUGUGAGAUACAGAGUUGAGUAUCUCUCAGUAAGAAGAAGAUGAUGUGAGAAAACCUCUUUGUCUUGAGUGUUUUUCCAACAACUCCUGCAGAUCAUUCGAUAUUAUUUGUUCCACUUCUUUACAAAAAACAGUUUAAGAAAUUAGAAGUUCAUUGCUGUGACAUUAAGACACAAGAAUGUGAUGUAUUUGGACCCAAACCAGGUCCUGGAGGAAAUGACUUCCUAGCUGGAAACAACUCAACUUAAUAAAAAACUUGAAUAUAAACCAAAUGAAGGAAUGGUGCCUACCCUGAUGGAUUAUAAAGCUCUUUGGCAGCCAGAAUCACGCUCCAAACAAAUUAAAACUGGUGUGUGUCAGCAGGCAGAGUGGUUUGUGCUACAAAAAUAAAAGCUUAGCUCAUUUGGGAUUUGUUUGUGUGGUCUGUGGAGGUUGGCUGGCAUCGUCUGUUGAAAUAUCUGCGGCAACUUGAUUUAUUCUUGCAACAGUUUUUCCUUGUGAAAAAUUAGAGAUAUGUUUAAACGAUAGGCUUCACACUUUUGUAAUGUAAACACAUCUUAAAAAACGAUCAACCAGGAAACUUUUGCCUGCCUGAUUUCCAUGGGUAUUAAGUAGGGUCAAACGAUAAUGAAAAGUUCUAUUUGUGCAACAUUUUUCUUUUCUGCAACAUUCAUGUGACAUAAAAAAAACUGGAAUUUUAGUUGUUUUAUGUAAUUGUACAAUCAUAGUAUUUAUUAUUAUUUGGACUUGCUUGGAGAUGUAAAGACAAGAGAAGUAGAAAGUACAGGUGGUGCUUACCCAUUAAGAAGUCAUCAAUAUUUUCAGUCUGUGCGUUAAAUCUGAGUCACAAGCCCUCAGCAUAUUCCUAUAAAUUUAAAUUUUUACUUUCACAUCACAAUGAUUCAAUUGCACCUGUUAGUGUGUCCAUGGUGUUAACAAAUACUUAAAUGGAUGUAAAAACACUGUCCAAUAAUCCAUUUUGCUUUAUUGACUUUGGCAUGUUGACAUUUUAAAGUCACACAGACAGAAACUCUGAGAGAUUUUAUAUAGAUGUUUAUUACAGAUUAAACCUGGAUAAUGAGGAAGUGGUGUUUUUCAGGUCAUAGCACUGAUACUGUAUGUUCUGGGAUGUGACUGUUGUGCCUGAGUAUAUCACAGUUUGGAUUUCAAAAGGAUGUUUUGUUCAGCCCUGAGCUAGGAAUAUAUUUGACCUCCCCUUAGUGUGUGUUUUUGUCUGUGUAAAGCCCUGGUGCUUCUCUGCAGAUUUUACCCUCCGACUUGAUCAGAAGUUGUCUUUGUUUUCAUUCAUCCAAGCGCUCCUCUCAGCAGAAACAACACUACAACACAAAGGCCUUUUAGCUUUCCCAGAUGUGAAAACAAGAACAUGGAUCUCAUCUUAGCUGAAGUCUCCCUGUAGCUCUCCUGACAUCAUCAGUGGGUGACAGAAGCAGGCUGCGGUGCCAGACUCUCCUCACUGAGAGGAGUCAUGUGAGGUGGUUUGGGCAUCUGGUAGGGAAAUCCCCUGUGGAGACUGAGAGACCUGGAUGAGGUUGUCGGGGAAACAGACGUCUGGGCAGCUCAGCUUGCUGUUGUGAAAGUGACCCUGACCUGCCUAAGUGACUCAAUUUGGACAGACUCUACUGCUAAACUAAAACAAUGAAAUGUAAUAUUGUGAAAUUAUUAGCAAUACAAUUUCAGUCUUGUUUAAUUUAAUGACAUCUUUGCAGAAAAUAGACCUGAAUAUUUUGGGAAAAAUACUUAAUGUGCUAAUACAUUGUUUAGUGUUCAGGUAGUUUUGUUGAAUUCUGAAUUGAAAGUAGAUAAUCUGAGAGGUAAACGCAUCCAGGCUUGUAUUGAAAUAGUACUGGAUUUUGGAUCGACUGUUCAGCUGUAUCUGAACACAUUAUAUUUGAUAAAGCAGACCACACAUACACAUGGACAGUGGGCCUUUUUAUGUUAUAGAUUUAAACACCAGAAUGAGAUAUCUCUUUAAGUCGACAAAGGGUCUUACUUUUCUUGGAUAAGUUCUGCUAAAGUUGCCUCUAAUGGCCACAUAGAGUGAGGAUGGAAAUUCAAGUCCCUGGCGUAGGAAGUACAGCCCCUUGUUUAUGCCACAGCAUAUGUCAUACUUACUGGUAUCUAAUAAGCAGUCAUAUCGAUGUAACAGACCCCAUCCAGAGGCCCAUUUAAUAAGUGAUAGCUCCUGAAGUGCUGCACGGUCUCCUGCUGCUCGAUUGUGUAAUUUCAGCUCCCUUACUAGAUACAAAACAUCAGCUAGCUACAAACAUAAAAUCCAAAGUGUUGUAUUAAGUUAAAUCUUUUUAAGGAUUUUUUGUGCAAAAAGAAAUCAGCACAGGUUGACCAGCUCUAAAUCUGUUAAAGAAAUCUGAUAUACCAUGCAAAGCCCCCUGCAGGGUCGGAGGAGUCAUGACACCAUGCAUCUUCCACCUCCAGCCAGCUUGGCAUCUGCUGCCCAGCAGAGAACAGGAACAGCAAUAUCGACUCACUUAAAGGGUACAUAACACAUGGCAAGCAACAGUGGAGGUGCAAAAAGCCCUUCGAACAUGUAAUGCUGUAGUAUGGCUUUAUUAUUUAUCUUUAUUGUUGUAGUUGUCAUGCUCCUGAGUGGAGUUCUUUUAUCUCGCCACCAGCUGAGAUUGUCACUAAGAUCAGUGAUCAUCAACAAUGCAGUGCUUGUUGCCCAGUGGCAUUUUUCUGACAACAUAUGUCUCCUACCUGCUUCACCUCCCCUUCUGUUUGCAGUCUGCACAAUGACAUAUGAGGGCACAUCAGAUCUAUUUCCAUCUCGAGUUCUAACCUGCAGCUGGAACAGAGUGAUUGACACGGAAAAAGAGAGAGAUGAGCCGUCCUCUUAGUGAAGAAAAUCAUGUCUCAGGAUACAAAAUGUCCCUGCCUGCUGCGUUUAUCCUACAGAUUAGUCCCAAAGAGACAGGCUUCUGUUUCUCAUGACCUGUGUGUUGAAAGGUUAAGGUUAGAAAUGAUCAAUCAAAUAUUUGUGUUAUUGUCUGUAAAUGUCUUAAAAAGAGUGUCUUAUCCUGUCUAUGGCACUGAGCCCAUUCGUUCUUCCUUAAAUCACCAAAAAAAUGAAGAAAUAGGUCAGAUAUAUGUGCAGUUUCAUUAUCAAUAAAAUAAAAGUAUCAGAAUAAAGGUCCUUACACACCGGGAACGACGCAAAUAUGUGACGCGAAAUUACGAACUAUUCUGAGGCGAAUUUUGACACGCGAUGCCAUUUUGUGACUUUCCGGGGGGGGGGGAAGACACGUCCCGAGUGGAAGCGAGAAGACUGACACAACGGCAGACUGACUGUUUUUCAGUUCUGAUUAGACUCUAGUGUUGAGAUGUCUGUCUGUCAUGAUAGCAUGUACUGAGUCGGGGCCAGUACUAGAUAAGAACAUUACACUAUAAUCCAUAAACGUAAGGUAAACGAUUGAGUUUGAGACAGUGAAAAUACAUAUGGUAUGUUGUAUCUGAACAGGUUAGCUUACGAGCUAAAGUUACUUAGCACAGAUGAAAGUUAAAACAAAGACGUUUAGCAAACUGUUAAAGCACAAAAACCAUCGUUAUACGAGAGAUCCGACGCUAUGACUCUCCACAAGUUGUCCUUCAGAUCGUUAUCUUUGUAAUGUUUGUGUCUUUUGUCAAAAAUCACUCUGUUCUCCGACAUGUAAACAAUCAGCUAGUCGGCCAUGUUGGAUAUACCGGUGAAUCUGACGUUGCAACAACACGCAAUCUGAUUGGUCAGAAGUGGACACACAGUAUGCGUAACUUUAGAAAAUUCGACCGUGAUACGAAAAAAAUAAAUGCAGCAAUAUCGCAGGAUGGGAAAACAUCGCUAAUGUGAAAAAAUAUUGACAUCUGAAAUAAUUAAUAAUAGAUGCACAUUUUAAGCACUGGCAAGCUGUUCUCUACUUUUAGGUCUAUUAAGAGAAGGUGGAGAGGAAAAGGAUGAAUACUUGCUUAAAUAGACAGCAAUGAAAUACUGUUUAUUGAAAUUUAAAGAAAAACAGGCAAAAUCCUUCAUUGUUUCCAUAUUCUUUAUUUUUUAUGUCAUCGUAAAUGGAUACCGGAGCGUUUAAGAGCUGAACUUUCACACAGCUUGUGAACACCAGUGAACAGUCAAACCUCGAAAACUCAGCAUCCUACACUUCCCAUAGUUCUCUUCUCCCUUAGGCCAGCCUUUGUAAAUUGAAGUCUCCAAGUCCUCAGAUGUGAGAGUUUCCACCUUUUCUGUGCUCCUCCAGAGCCACAGUAGAUGUUAUGAAACUCUUUCCACAGCUGAGUGGUUCUGUCCACAGUCAGAAAACUGAUCCUCAUGUGUAAAAUCAGUGGAGCGCCCCUUUAAUGACAGACAGUCAUGCUGUCAAAGGUGCUGAGUGUUGGUCAUAAAAACUCAGAGGUGUCCAAAAAAUGGGGCUCAUACUUUUGGGCUUGCAUUAACAUAAAUUUAACCUACUUUAUAACUUUUCAAACUUAACUGUAUGAAAUAAACUUUGGAGUUAAUUCGGCUCUGAUUCAGCACUUAUAUAUCGCCUGCAUACUUUUAUUUAUCCCCAGGGUUUUCCCAUGCAGUUAUAUUUCAGUGGACUCAAUCUGCCAUGUGCAUUUUUGAGGCAUUUGAUCACCUUAUGAUCUAAAUGUCAGCUGAUGGUUCUAUACGAGCCCAACCGAGACAAAUCAAUUCCCAAGUUUUUCUCAGAGUUACAUCUCAUGGCGAAAACUGAGGAUUUUUUUUUUUUUUCAGCUUGUUUGGGGCAAAGCAACAGCGUCUUGUAUUGAUGAAAACAGUCUUGAAUGAAUAAAAUAUAGUCUGUCUGGCUCAAAAAGACAACAACUGAGAAAGACUCUCAGCUCUGAAAAGUUUUAUGACUGCUUUGACCUCGUCUUUGUUUUGGUGAUGAAAGUAGAGAUGACACAUGCAUAAAUUAGAUAUAGAACUGUAGGACAACACCGAGUAGGAACUUCAUCAAAAUGACUCUGACUUACUAAAAGGAAAGAUAUCAGAAGUUAAAGAGUUUCUUGUCUCUCUUACCUUGUUCUUCCACCUUUGUCUUCCUAAAUAGAUUAAAAAGCUCAGCUCCCUGUUGUAGCUUUUGACCAUUAAGUGUCUAUUGUCUCGCUAGCAGACAGCUGUAACGAAUAGUCAAGGUGAAAACGUGACAUUGCUUCUGCUCCAUAUUUGUCCCAUUAGUGUUAAUUGUGGUGCUCCUCCUGGUUUGGCCCCCGUUCAGCGGGACAUGAGGCUCUGUUUGGCUCUAACUGAACUGGCAGUACUUCACUCACUGACCCUGGCAGCCUAUUAAAAAUGUAGGGCAGCUAUCUUUCACUCCUCUUAAGAAAACUAUGUCAUAAUUGUCUUUCAAAACUGGACCUAAUACGGUGAGGAAUUUGAGUGUAACAUCAGACAGCCUGCUUGGGAAAGUCUCCUAAUUAAAUAAGUUUUAUUCAAUUAGUCAAGGCUCACACCCACAACGAGCGUUUCACUACAGAGAAAACACUGCUCUGAUUCGAUUAAGGAGGUCUGAUCGUAGCACGAGGAGCAAACUUCAAAAGGCUGUUUACAGACUUAAACACAAUCAGACUUAAUAACACUCCAUGUGUACCGACUUGCCGCAAAGCUGCAGCCGCCUCUCCAGUGAAACGACAGUUAGGAGCUGCUGGGUGUUUCUCCCGGUCGUCUUAGCUCACAGAUCAAGGCCCCUGGUCUGGAUCUUUGAACUUGACAUUUCAAAAGGGAGAGGAUAAAGAGAUGCUUAAAUAUCAAAUCCACCCCCGCUCCCUCAGCCCUGAUAUUCGACGCUGUUAAAAGAUCAACCCCCUAAUCAAAGAGAAGGCCUCUGAGCUGAGGAUUUUCCCCGUGUGCCUGUCUGUGGAAUUUAAUUUAUACAUGUCUCAGCAUAAAAUUGGGUUAUCCAGCUUUUGUCCCAUGACUGCUUAUGUAUGGACACUUGUUAAAUAUCAAGGUUCUCUGUUUGAAGCAUGUGAGCUAAAUUAGAUAAGCCCGUGCUCCAUUUGUCAGACUGUAUUCUUCUAUCAGCAGCUUAAAUUUUUACUGUAAAAAUCAAAAUCUUUGAGCUCCAGAAAGUGAGUCCAAGGGACACAGGUAGGGAUUUAAUUGGGUCUUUUAUUUUAUUAUCAUAUCAUAUCGUAUCACAUUGUAUUGUAUUGUAUCGUAUCCUAUCGUAUUGUAUCAUUUCGUAUUGUAUUGUAUUGUGUCGUAUCUUAUUGAAUCGUAUCAUAUCGUAUCGUAUUGUAUCGUAUUGUAUCGUAUUGUAUCGUAUCUUACUUUAUCGUAUCGUUUCACAUCGUAUCAUAUCAUAUCGUAUUGUAUCGUAUCUUAUUGUAUCGUAUCGCUUCACAUCGUAUCAUAUCGUUUCGUAUCGUAUUGUAUCGUAUCUUACUUUAUCGUAUCGUUUCACAUCGUAUCAUAUCGUAUCGUAUUGUAUCGUAUCUUAUUGUAUCGUAUCGUUUCACAUCGUAUCAUAUCGUAUUGUAUCGUAUUGUAUCGUAUCUUAUUGAAUCGUAUUGUAUCGUAUCUUAUUGAAUCGUAUCAUAUCGUAUCGUAUCGUUUCACAUCGUAUCAUAUCGUAUUGUAUCGUAUCGUAUCGUAUUGUAUCAUAUUCUACCGUAUAAUAUCGUAUCGUAUUGUAGCUUAUUGUAUCUUAUCGUACCGUGUCAUGUCGUGUCAUUUUUUCCCUAAAUUUAAAAAAAUUUUUGUCUCUAAAUAUAAAUGAAUCCUAACAGAUGAAUAAAGCAGUGUAGAUGAGAAGAAUAACCUAUUCUUGGUCUCUUCAAUCUUAUCUGGAAUUUUUCUGGCUUUCUAACCAGCACUUUACUCUCUCUCCAGCUUACUUACUCUUCAGUGUUCCUUUUCAGUCCCUGAGGGAAAACACAAUUUUAUCACUCCGUUGUUGAGCAUGUGACACAUACAUAGCCCGUAUUGACGUACAAGCACAAACAGACAGAGCAAGCUUUAGUGGAGAGAUCUCAGCGAGGGGGCGGGCUGCACAUGAUUGAGCGUCCCUAGCAGCGCAGGAACAAACUUUGCAGUCCCCUCAAAGACCCUAUGCUUGGUUUGUUCUGCCACUUGCACCAGAAACCUUCCAGCUUCUAACCCAAGACCAAGCUGACUUAAUCAGUGGCUCUUUUUUUUUCUGGACAAGAAACAUAGAUUACAUUUUUAGGGUUUUGUUGAUUAAAAAAAUGUUGCCCUUUCUCGCUAAACAUGAGACCAAUCAGAAAUUGUGAUCUGAUUGUGGGCAGGAUACACUUCCCUUCAAGCUGCAUCUCUGCGUGUUUAGUUAAAACAGAGAAUGUUAGUAAAAGGAGGAGAUUUUUUUAGUUGCACAGGUGUGUUUAAGAAGGAAAUCAACAGGCAUUUCAUCGUGUGUGGUCCUUUGAUCAUACCCAUCUUAGUCCCCCCCAUUCUUCCUCUAACUUCCAUAGACACACUCCCACACACCCCUGUUUGCCCUCCUUCCUCUCUUCUCACAUCUCCUACACUCCUUCCCACAAGUCACUUGACAAAUAAGCUGCCCACAGGUGUUUCUGGGCCCCUCUUCUCAGCUGGCCCUUCCCCCACGGCAUGGGAAUGGGGGCGACAUGACCAUUGUUCACAGCUGCUUCUGUCAACGUGAACUCCACCUCCUCCAUCCUCCUCAGCGCAGCAGGACACAGUGCCACCCCACAACUGGGAAUCCAGUCAUAACCACAGCGCCGGCUCAAGGUCUUGGCACGCUGAGGCCGAGCGAAUCAAACAAGCGGAGGAUAUUGUCUGCUGAGCCCUGAGAACUGGAGUCUCCCAGUCUGGAGAUCAAGAUAAAGGAGGCUCGCUGCUCUAAUAUCAAACAAUGAAACUGGUUAUGAGUUCUGAACACAGAUAUAUCAUUGUGUCUGACAUUGCGUCUGACCGACUGUAAACAUGUGACUCUCCUUAGACUUCCUAGAGGCAUGCGCCCUGUUUGGAUGUGAAAUACAGGGCAAGUUUGUUGUGAAAAUACACGUGUCUAAGAUCUGUCAGACAUGUCAAUGAGGCAGCUGUAAAGGUGAAAAUAUUUUCAACAUUUGACCCCCAUAGACUGUUUGACAUGCACACAACAGUACAGGCUAUUGAUGGGCAAACUAAGGAUAACAUAUUUGUUUGCACUGAACGCCAUUUCAUGAUUGAAGGUUAUUGCUUGAUUGGCGUUGGGUUUGCAUUGGUGUUAUUUCUAGUCCUGACAAGGAUACAGUUUUAGGUAUUGGCAGGUAUGUCGUUUAACGUACCAAUCACUUACCAUGACUAAUGUCCCUAAAUAAAUCAGCUGGUUUUCAGGAAACAACCUUAAAUUAACGCAUUGAUUGUCAACUCUUACCAGCACUGCAAACAUCGUCAGUGUGUCCUGCUUCUGUGUUUUGUCUGUUACCUUGAGAUUGUGGAGGUGGAGGAUAUAAUAAUCAGUGCUGUGAUAACUCAAGCUAAAGCCCACAUGUGCUUUGUUUGCUCCCCGUCCCCGUCGCUGUCCUCCUCCACAAGUUUCCCUCCCCCACCCCCCUGUUCCUGCCUGCCACUGUCUGACCUGCACUCCCCGUCACCUGCAAGUAAUUGUCCUUCACCCAGCCGUGGAACAUCUACAAAGCUCACCAAGCACACGAUUAACUGAUUACCAAGACAAAACAUUCACAUCAGAAACUCUAAUCUGACUUGAGGAUCUUUUUCUUUUUCAUUUCUUGUUUAAUCUGCUGUCCCGUUGCUGUCUAGCAGCCGAGGAGCAGCUCUCAAAGCUCUGUUUAAGUGAUUUUGUUGAUAAGAUUCCAGGACAGGAUGAAUUCAGAGACCCACACGUAUUCAGACCUUCAUAUCUGUUCUUUUCAUCUUUCCCUUUUCCCAAAACAGCUUCAUGCCUGUCUGCUCAAAUUUUGUUUCACAUAUCAAAGUCAGAUAGCAAACACUGAUAGACUCUCAAAAGUAGAACGUGGACUUAUUAAACAGGUUUUAUGAAAGCUGGAGCAAAGCGAGGUAAUAUUUUAAAGAUAGGAUGUUGAAGAUAUUGAACUUUGUGAGCCAAAUAUCUUGACUCAAAGCUGAACUUGCUGAUACGAAUUUCAGUAACUGAACACUGUUGGUUUUGUGGUUUCUCUUGUAAACAAGAAAGUUGGUUUCCUUAAUUAGAUUCAGGGUUUAGGAAACACCUGGUCCUAAUUCACUUCUUAAACCACCAAAUGUAGAAAAGUAGAAUAGAAAAUGUUGAGUUUGCAAGUCAAUGGCUGAAAAUAUUUCGAAUUAAGUCUGGCAGCAGAUAAGCAAUCAACCUGAACAUGCUCGUCUAUCUGCCAAUUCUUCACUUUUUUGAGCUGAAUUUAAAUAGCUUAGCCUUAAAAUCAGCCUUACAGAUGUGUGCAAAUUGAGUUUUAUGGGAUUUGAGCUGUGUCAGAGACAAAAAAAAGCAGAUUUAAUACUUAACCUUGGAUUUCAGGAAUACUCUGGGAUACACUUUCACCGUAUUUUUCAAAUAACUGCUUGUUAAAUCAAAACAAAUAAAAGUACCUUACUCUAACCCGAUAAAAGUGAUGAAAUUUGGCCUCCGUUCCUUGUGUAUUGGAACUGUUUACAGCCUUCCUGUCUUGACACAUCAAAGUGAUUCAUACAAAAAAUUAUAUCUGUGUUUUAUUAUACCUGAGUAUCCGGCACACUUGUCCUCUGCCACUGCCAACUCAUUGGGGAUCAUUGCAGUUCAGCUGGGGUUAGGGUCAGUCAUUAAAACUAGACUGUGAAGAACAGUUUUGAAGUGAUUGGAGAUGCAGAAUCAGAAUCAGCAGUAUUGGCCAUUGAGUUAUGCUGGGGCUGUGCUCGCCAAUAUACACUGGAAGCAUAAAUACACUCCUCACUCUUCUGCAGAUUGAGUCAAACAUGAAAACACCCUAUGUCAGUGUUCAGUAGAUGGUAAUAUAGCAGAUGUUUUACAUCUUUGAAACCAUAAUUUGUAUGUAACAUAUAGUAGCAUAUGAAAAGACAGGCCAACAUAAUCGUAAAACCAUCAUGACUGCUUUAAAGUCCUGAAAAAAAAAAAACAGGUAGUUAUAUGGGUCGCUGUGGAAACAGGCGUGGUGUUGGACUGUGGGUUUUAUAUGGUUAUGGUACAGCUCUAUGAUUGAACGCCAUCCAAACAACACUGCUUUUGGAUCCUGUGUUUUUAGAUGUGGAGGGGGUAGGACUGGUCUGGGCACGAGGACUAGCCUCUCCUCCUCAUUAACACAGCAGUGCACCUGUGAUCACUCUGAUAUUCUCUUUGAGAGCAUUAAGGUUCUCAGCAGGGGAUUUAGGGGGGGAACUGGGGUUCACCAUUUUGAUCCCAGUGAAAUGGGUGUGGCACGCUCGCCCGACAGCUCGCCUCAUGUCUGGUUGACGGGAUAAAAGGGGAAAGAGUGCACAAAUACGCCUUUGUUGUAGGACGGGCACAGAUUGAAUGCUAAUAAAUUCAGAUACUAACAGAAGCAGAGCCACAAAAAAAUAUCAGAGUUCAAACAAAUGUGAAACAGGAAACAGAGAGAGAGGCCGGUUUAAUUUCUCUGAGGGUUUGUGCGAUAAAGGCGUAGCUUGCAAUCACCAUCAGAGCUAAUUAUGUACAGUUUUUAUGUAAAAUCCUGCCGACUUAAUCAAAUAGAAGAUGAGGUACCCCCGCUGAAUAGAUUCAGUCUGUUUGCAUAAAUGACUGUUCUGUCUUUGGGUGUGAAGCUGAAAAAAGUUUCCUAUAUCACUUCACUGCAGUGUCUUGCUUUGGUCAGUUUUCAUGAAAACUGUAGAAAUAUUUAUGAAGUGCACUUUAGACUCCUGCAGAAAUGUAAUAGAAAACUGGUGGUGGAGGAUUCGCAGCUGUAGAUUUUGCAAACUAUGAUGCGAUGAACUUUGAGGAGUGAAGUGUAUCCUCCUGAAUAUUGCCGACUGUGUUCGCAUCUGCUUACUUGGACUUCUCGCAGACAUUUUGCAAGGGGGCUGAUUUGCUUUGUGAGUCAUGUAGAGGCAUCAGUACUAAUUUCAGUCUGUUUCAUAACCAGUUAGAAGUUCCCCUGAGGAGUAUGCGAGUAUGUAACACCGUCCAGAAAAUGCUUGGCUCCAAGAGCGUAGGCAAAAAGAUGAUCGUUGUGGUCAGACACAAGACCAGAAUGGGACAUUUGGGAGAAGGUGAAAGUAAAAAAACAGCAAAAUUUGAGAGGAAAUAUUUCCCACUCAAAUUUUCUGCCCAAGUUUUAUAACAUCAGCCUCACCAAUGGACCAAAUUAGAGCUGUGGUUUUUCCAGGAGCAGCAAACCCAGAUGUGACGUCAGUUGCUUUACUGUCUAUAUAUUAUGACUACUUCCCGUAUUUAACAUUUGUAAUUGUUGAAGGAGCGCUGACCUCAAUUUUGGUGAAUUUUUUCAUCACUUUUUCAGCAUUUUUUAUUUGGAAACAAGUUACUCAACAUGUACAUCAUGGGGGUUACUGGUUUCGUCAUAAACCUCCCUCAUUGUCAGCUUCCUCACUGUCUGCCAUCUAAAAAGGGCCAAAGUGCUGAAAAAUCGUACAGAGUGUGUCCCAACACGCCUUUAACUGUGACUUUUGUGACUCAAAGUUGGCAGAGCUCUCGGUUUCUGAAGGUUGAAAUGGAAGUGAUUACCUCAGGCCAGCCCUUUCUGCGCGGCGGUUGAGGGAAAGCUGAUUUAGUUGGCAGCCAGUUUGUAGCUUUCAAGGAUAUUCAACACUGUGAUGAUGACCACAGGGGCCGGGAUAAGAAGUCCUUUGUUGGAGUACAGCAGCAAGUCAGCUCGCUGUCGUCAGAGGCUUGAUUUGAAAGAGAGUCACCUAUUUAUAGUGUUAGAAUAACAGCAGAGGCCUCAUACCUGGCACCCCUGACCAUAAAUGUCUCGUCUUUCACACACUUUAAUAUGAUGAGGCGAAGGAAUCACUCUUGUUUCCAGAUUUUGUCUACCUCAAAAUGUAAUUUUGUCCGUGCUCGGUGAAGUAGGAUUACUCUGUGAAAUGGUUCCAAAGCUUCGUACAUUAAGUCGUUUUGAUGUCAGCCUUUCUAGGUCAAGUACGGGGCUUCAUACUUGUGGUUUGUGUUUUGUCAAAACAUCCCAGUCCAUUCAGGGGGGAGAAGAUCUAAUCAUGUGUCCUUGAAUUUAUAUUUAUGUUUUAGAGGGAAACCAAACCAAAUUAUUUUCAGUGUUUCCACAGCGUAGUGGUCAGGCGUAUUUCUGGAUCCUGGAACUGUGCUUACUAUUUUAUCCAAUUUUAACAUCAGCCUGUAUCCAGGCACUUUCCAGGUACUGGGUAAUAAGUGAUCCAUAGUUGUAGUAGCUGGAUUGGGGCUGAUUUUAGCAAACAGAAUGACUACAUAAUAAAUUAAUGUUUGUCUUUCCCCACUUCAUUUCCAGGAAAGCUAAACGAGUAAAAUGAGCUACAUUAAGCUCAUUAACCAAAUUUGUUUUUGUUCCCACUAAAAGCCAAGUAACACCCCCAACCUCCCCUUCGAUGUAGAUACAGUGUUUAGCCUGUUGACCUUUAAUUAGCCAUGGUGUAUCUGCAGAGUAACCUGCGUGCAAGAGCCCAGCAGCUCUGGAGGGGGUCUAUUGACGGGUAGUGGAUGAGGAGGAACAAGCCACACUCACUGCUGAACAUCAGAUACAUGCAUAAAUAAAACAUCCAUGUUUCUCCUUUAAUGAAGUCUCACCCAUCGGGUGAAAUAAUGAAAAAUUAAUGCAGCUGCUGAGGAAGUUGCUAACCAGCAGGAAUGAUUAGCAGUUUUUAAAAGCUAGAUUGGUCGUGAGAAGUUGGAGGAAGCAGUGUAACCCAUAAACACGAGUAAAAUUUCACAUUAAUUACACAGGUAUGUAAAAUGAUUGGCACACAGUAGAAGAGUUUUACAAUCAUAACCAAUUUUUAAAAUAUCAGAGAUCCCUUGGGAUGAUGAGGGAUUACAGAUUUGUCCUGUGGUGUGUGGUGUGCAAUGAUAUGGUGAAUACAGUGUGAUUAUAGUCUCGACUGUCAGAACUAGAAAUCUCACAAACUCUGUCAAAAAAGACUUUUGAUUAAAAACACAUGAUGGACCACAGGAGGAAACCUUCUGGUCCAUCUACUGCUGUUACAACUUCUUUUCAUCUCCUCCCAAGUUCAGUUGUGAUAUUUUUUAAAGAACAAGUUGUGUAAACACUCGUGUGUUGCCGUGUAUCUUUCGGUGAUGUUUCUGAUGUCCAUAAUUCAUUCUGACAUUUAUGCUACCUGUUUACUCUUGCUGCAUUGUCAUUACUUUUGCUAUCCCUUUGGCUGCUUCCCUCUUAUCGUAAUCAUAAGAACCAACCUGUAAGCAGGCCUUAGUCAGGCCCACAUCAGCCAACUGUACCACACCAGUGAUCAGAGACCUCCGAUAUAUUCAAACAAAAACUCACUGUCCUCCUCUGCAGAUGGUUUUCACAUCACUACUAUGUAAGUGCACUGCAGGUGAAUAAGACUCUAAAAAUAAACCCUCUGUGGUCCUGUAAGCUUAGCAGCCUGUAUGUGUACCCCAACAUGAGCGGGAUAGCUCUGUCCUCAAUCCUAGUUUUGUUUAAUAGAGAGUUUUUCAGGUACCUGUGCUCAUGUCUGCAGUCUUGUGGCGCACAGAUACAUAUGCUUUCUAUGUGUUUUAAUAAAGGGCUGCAUUAAAGUGAUAUCAGAUAGGAAUUUAUGGUAGAUUAAUCCUGAAACAGUAGAGAGUGGUAUUGUGUAAACGUCACAAAUGAUUUAUUAUUCAGCCCUAUAGCUGCUUGACAGUAAUGAGGAAAGAUUUAGCCAAAUUCUUGUUACAGCAGCUCUGAUUGCUCGGUACUUUCUAUAAUCUAAACAGCUUUAAAACACUUUUCCAGAUCUUUCUGAGUCAUCCUCUUCAACCUCUAGUUCUGGGCGAUCGUUUUGCAGAAAAGGUGGUCCGUGCAGCCAGACUAGCACUGCCUUGUGUCCCCUUAUUUACAUGAACAAAGUUUGCAUAUGCAAACAAAGGUUAUCUGCAAUAUUUACUUUGAGAUUAAGAGGGAGUAAACCAAACUCUUGUAAAUGUAAAGUCCUGUGCAUUUCCCAAAAGUCUCGACCUAAGUGAGUCCCCCUAAACAGAACUCUGUGGCAGGUCCCGAGCUGGAGCUGUGAGGUGCUCUGUUGCUUGAAUGAGGGGAUCACUGAUGCAGAGAGAGGUGCCUUUGAGGAGAUUUGCAGCACUUCCUUAUCUCUCCGUGUGAAAGAAUAAAACUAGGACCCUCCUCUGCCACUGACUGUCACCCAGGGAACAAGCCGCUGGGAGAUUUGUGCCAGAUUCUGCUCCUGAAAGCGCGGCUGCAUCAGCGGGACAAGGAGCUCUCAUCUCCACUGUAGGGCUGUGUGCUUUCACUGUGUGUGCGGGUGUGUGUCUGCGCCCUUUGAUGUCAGGCAGUGCAGUGUCCCCCAGGUGUUCAGCACCAGACUAGGGUUAUGUAUUGAGAAAUCCCCCUCCCUGUCAUCAACACUUACAUGCUAGCUUUUUACACCCUCUGCUCUCUGUGGAGGUGCACUCAAGUUUUAUUCAGAGACUCUGCAGCUCCUGGAAAUGCAGCUCCACUUUCACACUUCCACAUAAGUAGUUUCAAAAGAGCUGAUAUAUUUCUUUUUUUUCUGCUUAGGAUGUAUCUUAUAUAUCUUGUAAUAAAAAUAUGAAACUGCAAAUGCAAAAUAUAGUUUAUCUGGUGGUCUUUGACUUUCAUUCUCAUAUUUUUACAUCUUAAGACCCCAGACACCAUACUUUAUGUCAUUACAGCAUUAUACACUCAUGAAACUAUUUCUGUCUUUAGUUUUUUAAUACUCUCCUAUAAACCAGCCUGAGGGGACCACUGGACAUGAGAGUUUAUAGAUCAUUUAUUUCAGGACAUUUUAAUGUGCCCAGAAGCAUUCAGUCUCAUUUCAUGGCUCAGCAGUCAUGUGAGGGAUUAGGGUUUGGCCCGGUAAAUGAGGCUGGUUUGUUGUGUCAGAGGUGAUUUGCACUCUUAUCUGUGCUGGAGCUGCAGAUCCACUGGACCCCUAAGCUGACAGCCUUAAUCAAACGGGAAAGCCAAUAAUGGUGACCACUUAAGUUAGCGUCUGAGGGUAUUGUCUGUGUUGCAGACGCAUAAUGAGCCACUGUAUGCAGAGGUUGUCCUGAUAGCAUCCCCCUCAUUAUGUGUGUUAUUGUCUAAUUUGUGUUGUGAGAGCAUUGUGUGGCUGUUUGCUUUGAAUGAAAGGACAGGAAACUAAUUUGUUUGUCAUUAUGUAGUCCUCCAACACUGUGACAUGCCUGCCUGCUUCAUAAACGUUUAGUGACAAUGUAAACGUUCAGAUCAUUACUGUGUAAAUAUAUGAACUGGAAAAAGAAGAUUGUACACAACAAGAUCAUGUUAAGUUGUUAGCAGCAGGUUAGAGCUAUAAAUGAGUGUAUGUUGCUUCUCCUUAAGCAGGAAGUUGUGCAUGGGUAGAAAGUAAGAAAGGAAAGUGACGAGGGAAGGUCACAUUAGAAAAUGUCAGAAUAGGAUUUUUGCAGAAAUCACAAAGUCUUCUUGCUCUGACUGGAUUUUGAUUUGAUUUGAUAUGAUAUAGGGGAUCCACAGAGGAGGUAAAAGUCAGGCUUGUACAAAAGUUCUGUUUUAACAAGUAAGUGAGAAGACACUGAAAAAUUUAAGAGAAGUAGAAACUUUGACUUGUUGAUGGCUCCUGAGGGAAAUACAGCUCACUAAAGUCAGUGCAGUUUAUCCCCUGGGGAACAUGAAUGGCAGUGCAAAAGUUUGAGGCAGUACCUUCAGUGAAAAUGUCAUCCAUCCCUGACUGAAGAGAUGAACUGACUGACCAGCAAAUGAUGCAUGCUGCAUCCCGAGAGUCACACUAACACGGCUAAAAAUAGCAGGUACUAAAAGCUGACAUUGUCCGGACGGAUUUGUCGUCUUAACUGUGUGGUUAUUGAGUUUUUCAUUGGCACUUUGAAAGAAAAAAACUGGGGCGUAAGUUGGUGAUUAUACUCACAAGAUUAAAUAUGAGAUUUCACUUUCAGUAAGGUGUUUUUACGCUGUGUCAUAGAAAUAUUGAGAAUAAGAGCUCUUUAAGUGCUGACACUUGACCACAGGCUGCAAAUAUUAAGAAACAAUCAGUCUUCUGAGCUUUUAUGUAACCUCCUUCAUAACAAAGAGACUAGGGCUCGUAUUUUAUUGUGAUGCUUGUGACGCUACAGCCUCUUUCUUGUUGUGCUCAUACUGUCCCUCUGCUCUGGAUACACACCACCCUCCUCUCUCCUCCUCCUCCUGCUCCUUUCCCUGCUCUCCUCUCUCCACAUGUGGCUGCCUGAAGAUACACUCCACUAUUGAACCUAGCUGUAGUGUAGCUGCAACUUCCUCGCGCUCCCAAACUUUAUUUCUUAUUGAUCCGAGCUGCUUAUCAUGAAGUGAAAGUGGGAGCAGUUUGAGGGGAGGGGCCCGCGCCGACACUCUGCUGCUGAGGAAGAGUGGGAGGGGGCGCUCCAUUUAAGAUAUGAGUCGUGACAGGGUCAUCAUAGCAAUAAUGAACAGUCAGAAUUAUCAUAUUAUUAUGGUUUUAAUCUAAAUUAAAAUCUACUUAAUCACCCAGCACUAGCAGAUAUGAACAUUUCUGCUGAUAUAUCAUCACAGAUAAAAUUACAGGCAGAAAAAUUGACGGGCAGAAAAACUGACAGGCUAAACUUUUGUUUCCAGACACGCGGUUGUGGUUCAUGACUGAGCAGAAGUACAGACAGAAGAUGCAUUACUUUUUAUCUAAAUUUGAAAAACACAUUUAAUUUAAAUGUUGUUUGUCUUGUUUGUUUGGUUCAAAAUAUUGACAUAUUAGCAAAAAUCUGAUAUUAUUGAAUAUUUGAGAAAUUUGUCUUUACGUUAGAGGUGUAGUCCUCGAUAUUAUAAGGAUAUAUACGCAGCCAGUGUUUUGGUAUUGGCACUUAAACAAAUUUUACUGGCACUAUUGCGGGUUUUUUCCAAGCCGUGCUCAGCCCUGCUGUUAUUUUUGGCAGGUUAACGGCGCCCUAAUCGUUCUCUGGAUCACAGAAUAGAGAUUUAGAGAGUUAUGUAGGGAAGGCAAGAAAAAUGCAGAGCACUUCAACACUACACACAGCUUAUCAUGAUGAUCUCCAGUUGUGGUUCGAUUCCUGAUAUGCACCCUUUUUAAAACGAUGUGAGAUGUUGCAGCAGCAUUUCCAGAAUGUUCAAUCUCGUUAAAAAGUGAAUAUAGUCCCAGAAAUAAAGCUGUGUUUAUGCUUCAACUGGGUAAAGUCUCCUUCCCGGCCUCCUCUCCUGCUCCCUUCUCUGACAGGCCAUUUGGGGUCUUGUUGCCAGUCACAAGCCUGGUCCUGUCAACACAUCCAAAUAUUCUGGAGUGCUGUGUUUUUUUUUCUCCUGAAUGAAUUAGCUCAGUAUCAUCUGGGCCCAGACAGCAGACAGCCACAAAUAUAUGCACACACACACACACACAUACACACACAGACGCAGCCAGACAGACAGACAGCAGUUUUGGUAGUCAGGCUCCACAGAUCAUGGGUCAUGUGUGUUUGUGCCAAAGUCCGUGCAGCAUAAAGUCACAACAGGAACAGAUAAGACCGGUCCCAGGUUGGCUUUGGAAGCUAAAUCCCCGGCAGCCCCCUGGUGCUAAUCGGAUUAGCUGAAAAGUUAGCAGCAUGGCCCCAAAGAGACACAACAUUUUUUACACUGACUUCAGUGACAUAUUUCGUUCUCAAGCCUCCAUAAUCUGCCUCUUGUCUCUGAGCCUUCUCACGUCAUCUUUUGUCACCAUAAACAACAACUUCAGUACGCGAUGAACUGUUUUUAACCUUUAGCUCAGAGAUGGAGAAGCAUCCUUUGGCCGACUUGUGGGUGCGGUUUGUGUGUCUGUGUCUGUGUGAGAGGGGGGAUCUGGUCCACCCAGGUGGGGGAACAAUGGCAUGCCCGUUUUCUUGAAAGGAAUGGUUGGCUGCGCUUAGGCUCAAGAAAAGAGGGAGGGGAAAAAAUGAGUUGUGAAAUGAUUGGAGCUGAGCUUGUGGGGGAGACAGGGGGAUGAUGGGGGAGCAGCCGGCUGAAUGGGGGCAGCAGGGUGGUAACUGGACUCUUAAAGCUCCUUUCAUGCUUGGUCUGUUUCAACCAACGCUGAAAACACAUACGAGGACACUGGGGUCUGGCCCUUUUUGCUUAUUGUUUUUCCUUUAUUUUCUUUCAUGAACAGUCAGACUAAAAACGGUGGUUUUCAGGCUUUAAUGAGUGACCGUGUGCUUUUCUUUUUUUAAAGUGUCUGACCUCUUCACUUAAAAACUUAGCCUCUGUUUAUAUCAGAGAUAUUAUAGUUACUGACUGUCUGUUAAAGCAAUUAAGUACAUUUACUGAAGUGACAAAAUAAGCUGUACUACAUUUGCGCCAUCCGACAUUUGUAAAUCACAAAAGACAGUGUAAACAGAGGUGAGAAAGUUAAUUCCUUAUUCCUUUUUUCUGCUCGUACUUAGGUUUUCUUGUGACUAACACAUUUAAGGGUACUAUUAUUUCUCUAUGCACAGGACUUGGGCCGAGAGCACCACUUGGGUGUAUGGAGGGCUGGGCGGCUGGGCGAUAUGGGAACAAGUCUAUCACAAUAUAUUUUUUUAUAUCAGUUGAUAUCAAUAUAUAUCACAAUAUAAAAAAUGAAAUUUAGCAGUGCUUAUUGGUAUCAUGUCUUUUGCAAUACAAUAAGCUACUGCGUCUGUGAGGUCUUUGUGUCUCUUUGACUUUUGCCGUAAGGCGUUGCGUUAGAGAAAGCGGACUGAAUGGUCAGCUGUUUGGCUGCACAGGCGCCAUGAGCUCCUUGCUCAGCUCAAGGUUUGUAACCUUUUGCAUUGCACAUGCUCUGCUGCUUGGUACUGCUUUAGGUGGUGAAAAAGAUUUGAGGUAUUCCCCGACUUUGUGAGAACAUGUACUCCACAUAAUUUGCAGUGCACAUUACUCUGCUUCAUGUCAGACCUCAAAAAAAACAAAAUACCUCCACACCACCGACAUUUUUGUGCCAGUGUUGUUGACAAUGUCAUCAUUUGUUGAGCCUUCAUCUGCAUUUCUGCCGGGGAUAGCACUCAUUUUCUUUUUUACUCACCGACAGUGCUGUCAGCUUCACGUGUUAAAGUUUUAUGGUUGUAGCUGCAGCCUGCUACUACGCAGUUGUUUGCUACUUGGUUCUAAUUCAGCACAUGAUGGCAGAAUGCUGACUAUCGAUGCUGACUAUUGAUUUUUGAUAUAUAUUGUUAUAUAUCCAUAUAUAUUUUUUUAUGUUUUUGGUCAUGUUAUCCCCACCGUCUGCAGGUAUCUUGGUUUUAAAAAAGAGAUUAGAAGUGUGCAGCACUCAUGGCUUGGGUUGGCGAAAGUUCAUGCAAAUGUAAAACUGGACCCAACAACGAUUGGUCUUGUUUUUGAUUGAAAAAGUACGCGUAGCUGAGAUUGACUUUACCAAUUUAGUUGAUGCCCAGCUUGUGCACUCUACUCUGUGUUGUGGUAUUCCUGUCUUAGAAGGUAUCAAGCUUUUAAAGAGUAUCUGGUUUGAGAGAGACUGAAAGGGAGAUACUUGGAGAGAUCAACAAUAGUGGCAACAGCGGUCCUCGUUCUGUAGUUCUGAACAAAAGUCCUGUGGACAAACAUAAAAAAUCAAAAGCCAAGAGUGAGUACAAACAGUUGAAGUGAGAAAGGGGAGCAAAUUAGUCACUGCCAACACCACCUGACAGAGAAGAGGAGAGGAAGUAUCCCUACCGUCUUGCAUAACAACUUCAAAACAGAAAAGUCUCUUUUUGUGCCAUCUUGUUUCUCUUUGUCACUAUGUGAGCGGGCCCUUCUGUGCCAGCAGCCAAGUCCAACAUGGCUGAAAACACUCUUGGCUCUCUGAAUCAACAACCCAGUGUCAAACUGGCUCGCCUUCUCAUGCCUGCAUUCCCCGGAUGAUGUCUAGGGAACUGUUUUUCUGGCCAAGAUGUGGUUUUGUGGCUACAGUCAGCCAUGCAGAAGGAGGAUGAAAAUUAUGCCAUGUGGACAAGUAGCCUUUUCUUCUUUGUUCUUAUAACAUGGCAGCCCGGCUCCAACUCGGCUUAGGCAGAGAGAGUCACUCAUCUGCCAAGCACAAUGCACUUACAAUCAAAUUAAGGUUUAAAGGUCAAAAUUGCAGUAGGAUUUAGGAAAGAGAGAGCCAAUUUUGUGAUGAAUUAAAACAGCUCCAUGCCUCCGAACAGUUCAAGAAUAAUACAUGACCACGCCAGAGUACCUGCAUAAAAACAUGAGGAUGAUUUAUGUGCAUUUGUGUGUGUUUUUCAGUCUGGGCCAAAGUGGAGGUGACUAUGCAUGACAGUGUUGAGGUUUACCUGGGUGACUUGGCGCAGAUUCCUUGCCAGUACAACUUCACCGACACCGACGACCAGCCCAGCUUUGUCAUGAUCCAGUGGUUUGUGGUGAGUACGCCUGGACCUGCUGUGAAAACUAACACUGCCAGUCAACCGCGCACGUAUGGACGAGGAACAUGCGCAUUAAGUCAGUCAUUUAGAUAAUGAUAAGGUCGCUCAGAGCCCAGAUUGUGGCGUACUUUCCAGUCUAUCAUGGGAAUGAAACAUACUGUAGACACAGACAAGCAAGUUUACACUAACAAGCACAAAAGUUGAUCUAACAAGCAUGUCUUUGGACUGUAAGGGGAAGCUGAAAAGACAUCAAGCAGAGGGAGUAAUGCAACUGAAAGUAAUGUUAUAAUAAUUUAUACAGAAUGUAAAAACAGGAAAAGUAAACCAAAAGAAGAGGCUGAUUGACAAACCAUUUUCUAGAAAUAUCUGUAGUUUUUGCUUCUUCCACAUGUUUUCCAUAUCCUCUACAUCUGCGCUAAAGGGCCAGGAUUUCUAGCUGCAUAUAAUGAGACUGACUGCAUAAGGAUUUUAACUUUUAUGAAAUAUCAAAGUAAGUUUCAGAGCAAAGAGCAGAUGUUUUAGAUCAUUCAGCUAAAUGUUAUGUAGUUAAUGAGGGAGGCACUUGCACUGUAAUGACUCAGAAAAACAAACUCUGGAUCCAAAAGCAGAAGGUUCAGACUUUCUGAUGGUGAAAAAAAAAGUAAUUUGGUGUGAGGAGGCUGGCAGAAGUUGACGAAAGGUAAGCCAUGACAUCUGGGUAUAAAAAGCUUGUAAGCAAAAAUCCAAGGGUCAAAACCAGGACAGAUGAAAAACAGAGCGCACGGCGGAAAGCUUCGGCUGCGAUGCUGCAAAAAGUGAAGGUGGAAAUGAGCGAACGCAUCAAAAAAGAGCCGGGUAAAUACUGGUGUGACUGGGAGUUCCAGUUUAAGUGAGCAGGAUCAGGCAAAGUGAAGAUCUAUCACUGUCUGACACCAUGACAAGUGUGCUGAUAACAAGAGAAAUCGAAACAAGAUCACCCAAAUAGACUGACCUUCAUUCAAUCAUUACUCAGCAAGCGACAGUUGAUAGAUUGCACUAGUAUUUAGUCUGAGAAAAGUUCAUUAGAGACGCGUGUCAGAUUGUCUUUGGAUUAAAAAAACAAACGAGAGAUUUCUGAAGGUGAUAAAAUAAGAGAUUAAUGGCCCAAUCAGUCACAGUCUUUGUGGGACGUGAGAGGAAAGUCUUAUUUCUGCUGCAUCCUUCCUGAAAGCAAAUACAUAAAGUUUCCACCAAAGCUCAGAGUCGAUCAAAAGAUGAAUCGAGUGCUCUUCCUGUUUUGCAGAGAGUUGUAGGAGGCAGCUCACGGGUUCGGAUCUUCUACCUUGAUGCCAGACAGCAGAUAGCGGACAACAACACAGACUACACCGGUCGCAUUCUUGUGACUUCAGACCAGCAUGGAGUCCAACUCAACAUCCUCAAGGUGGAGCUCUCCGAUCAGAGGGAGUUCUUCUGCCAGGUUAACGGUAUGGCUGCGGGGAACGCCGAAGGCAAGACUCACCUCAGGGUGUUCGGUAAGGAAGCCCGCAGACGAAAAACUUCAAUGAAGAUUCGAAGUCUGAAAAAAAAGGGAUCAGCUUUGAAUGUUUUCUUAUCUUAAAUAAUUGAAUUGACUUCUUUUUACUGGUUCAGCUCCUCCAGAGGCUCCAGUGAUUGAGGGAGUCCUGAGUGGAAUAUCUGUGACCAAUGAGGUGCCGUCAAAGGUGAGUUCAAUUAAAAUAAGAGACAUAAAAAAGCAUUUAUCCUUAGCAUUACCAUUAAUUGCUCCUUGGCCUAAUUUUGAACACUUAAGUUUACACGUGUGACUCUUCCUACAGGUUGCGUCAUGUGAGGCUCGAAACGGCUUUCCCAAACCCAACAUCACCUGGUACAGGAACGGGGAACCGCUGGUACCUGAACCAGGAUGUAAGAGCAAACUGUGAAUGAGUUUUUGUUUUAGUCUCAGACAGUCUGCUGCCUAUCUCAGAGUUGUUUUCAUUGUGUUAUUGUCAUCUGUUUUGUCAAAAUUUUAUAAGAAAGUGCAGCAAGAAAGAGGAAAAUACCAAAAUCAUUAGCAGCACUUGAAGCCUGUUUCUUUAGCUGUUGCUCAGUCAGUCCACCACUUUGGUCUGCACUGAAACAUCUAAAAACAGAUGAAAACAGAUACUUCAGGAUAAAUAUGUCUAAACCAAAAUCCAUGCUGACAUAAACACUGGAUUAUUACGAUUAUAGAUCAAAUAUUUAGUAUGUGCUCAUGCUGAUACAGACGGCCCCAAACAGCAACUCUUCGUCUGUCAUGAAUGAAUGAUCUAGUUCGGCUCAGUUUGGCGGAUAAGGUGCAGUCAAAAUCACAUGGAUGAAUUCUGCAGGUGCUUUAAUGAUGAUGAUGAAGUUCAUAGUAAACGACAGAGAGAAAGAGGAGAGCAUUAAAAAUGAAUGAGUCCUCCCAAAAGUGGGGCGUCUCUGUGGAUUCAAACUAAAGGCACAGAGAGGUCACUCCUUCACUCUCUUCUUUGGCACUAUCCCCGUCUCCUGAAGACAUAAUGAAUUACAAACAAAUCACUAUUAUUUCGUUAAGCAGUCCCUCCACAGCCUGCUUCUCACUCUCUCUCGCUGCCUCAGUGAGUGGUAAUUAACAAUUUUUAAUCUUGUAAUGUGUUUGGCAGGAAAUUGAACUUUUUAAUUUCACGCUCACACUUUUGUUUUGUCUUUUACAAAACCGUAGAAUAGCUUUUGUUUGUCCUCUUGAAGCAGUUGAUAUUUUUCGCCUCUGAGAUUCGUUUCUCCGUACCAAUGUCAACCCCCUUUUCAUACUCUAGAUGUGAACGUGCUGAUCCUGGUCACCCGGGAGUCCGCUGGUUUCUACUCGCUCCAGAGCACUCUGGAGUACAAGGUGGUCAAAGAGGACAAAGACGCUCAUUUCUCCUGCGAGGUCAGCUUCUUCGUCCCCGCAGCCAUCAGGACAGUGGAGUCCAGCAGAGUCAACAUCACUGUUCACUGUGAGUUACCGCUGAGACUUGCCUUGACAGCAGGUGAAAUCCCAGCACUGCACAUUUGAUCAGCUGUGGGUCCAAGUAGUAUAGAGUUCAAGCAAACACUCAGGCUUUUAGUAAGAGAUCCAUUUUUGUCUUUGCUCACCAUUCACAUUCAAACCCAAAAGCUACAGAGGCCUGACAUUUGAUUUCGCUAAUUCCCUCACUCACGCCAAACCGAUUUUGGGCCAUUUUGUAUCUUCCAGAGUUUUCCAUUUCCUAAGUCCUCCUGACUGACUUGCCAAACAAAACCACAUUAGCCAAUAUCUUUGAAAACGUGUACAAAUAUAUCAAAUUUAGUUGAUUUGACUCCUACCUGCAUAAAAUGAAAAGAUGGAAUUUGGAAUUUAAGGUUAAGCUGGUUACGUUUGGCAGUGAGGAGUACGUUUUUUUGUUAAAUAGUGUUUUGUACUCACGGCUGGUACACGGGCAGGAUAAGUCGUACUUUUUCAGCUGUGAACUUUAUCAACGAUGUGUCGAGUCAGGUUUUUAAAAGCUAAUCAAAGGUCAUGAGUUUUGUCGCGGUUUUUACGAUAUAGCUAAUCAUCUUAAAUAGCUGUAGUAGAUAUCAUCUCUAUCAAAAGAAGAUCUGUAUAUUUACCUCCAUAACAAGAGCCAAAUCUCGGCAUCAGCGGUUGAUGAUGCUCAUGUGAAAUCCAGUCAUCAUCCCAGAAAAACACAACAACUCAAGGGGGUCACCACAAUGUCAACACAACAUGAUUGUUCCCCACAGUGUCUUUAACCCUUCCGGAACCUUUAGAUUUUCCUCCCUCUAAAGUCCCUCGUGGCUGUUAAAAGCCACUUUUUCUGUCGGCUGUAAAAUCAUAUUAGAUUAAUAUUUUUUUCUGAUUUUUUUUCACAAAUUUCUUAUUUUACUUCUGCCCUGUUCGAAACUAGCAAAUGUUUCAUUGAAAACAUUUUUUUUAACCCUUAAAGUGCCAAUUUAAGACAAAAAGUCACAAAUUUAGCAAAAAUUGAAGGAAAAUGACCCAUUUUUUUUAUAAAACAUGAUCAGAAACUAGUAAUCUCUUGCAGGGUAUUAAAGUCUUAAAUAUGUCAGAGAUUAGUAAUAUAAUUUACUUAUAUGCAUUUUCAGUUUUUUUGUAGCAUCAGAUUUAAUGAAAAACUGCCUUUUGCGCCUCCCAGUGGCCAAAACUACUUUUUCUGCUGUAAAAUCAUAUUGGAUUAAUAUUUUUUUCAGAUUUUUUUUAUACAUUUCUUAUUUUACUUCUGCCCUGUUCAAAACUAGCAAAUGUUUCAUUGAAAAUAAAAAUUUUUCCCCUUUAAGGGCCAAUUUAAGACAUAAAGUCACUUAAAAAGCAAAAUAAUGGAAGGAAAAUGACCCAUUUUUUUAAUAAAACAUGAUCAAAAACUGGUAAUCUCUUGCAGGGUAUUAAAGUCUUAAAUAUGUCAGAGAUUAGUAAUAUAAUUUACAUAUAUGCAUUUUCAAUUUUUCUGUAGCAUCAGAUUUAAUGAAAAACUGCCUUUGGCGCCUCCGAGUGGCCAAAGCUACUUUGUCUGCUGUAAAAUCAUAUUGGAUUAAUAUUUUUUUCAGAUUUUUUUUCAUAAAUUUCUUAUUUUACUUCUGCCCUGUUCAAAACUAGCAAAUGUUUCAUUAAAAAUAAAAAUUUUAACCCUUUAAGGGCCAAUUUAAGACAUAAAGUCUCUUAUGAAGCAAAAAAAUGGAAGGAAAAUGACCUCUUUGCUUAUUUGCUUACUAAUGGAAACAUGUUAUUGUCAAUAAUAGCGUUAUAAGCUGCAUUUCCCUUCACCUAAAUGAGUCACACUGUUUUUGUGUCGAUCUGCUGUGUGACACAGUUCACAGAUACAGACAUAGACUAGAACCUGCACAGUCAACGCUGUCAGCUUUAUGGAAAUGGUGUUUUAAAAUGACUUUAGCAGCUCUCUGAAUAAGCCUGUCUAAUUUGAUUCUGUGUGUGUGUGUGUGUGUGUGUGUCCCCAUCCGUCCAGACCCCACCACCAUGGUGGAGCUGUGGAAGGACUUGCCCCAGGGCCUGGUCAAAGAGGGGGAUACUGUGGAGCUGCGUUGCCAGGGUGAUGGCAACCCCCCACCUCCCUUCAUUUUCAGCAGAGAACAAGUAAGAAUGGCCGGCUUUUUCUGGCUCUCUAAAAGUCCCCCAGAGAGAAAGGGUGACACACGGGAGACAUGUAGGGAAUGUUUUUGAUAUGCAGAGCUCACAGGGCCCCCAUGUAGACAUGAGUGUGCACGGUUUGAGAAAGCCCUGUCAGCUCUGACCCUGCAGAUGUGGGACCGGAGGCCACGCUGACAAGGGCUCAUGGGUAGCACUCAUUCCCAUGUCAGACACACAGCCAUUGUAUGAGGGCACAAUACAGAAACCCAGCUGACGGCCAAUUCGACUUCUUCUAACGAGACACUCAUGGUGAUUUUGCUAAGUGGCUCUUAAAACCCUGAAUAAAGAGCCAAAUGCUGCUGUGAAAAACGUCAAUUUCUGACUGUGUUUUAUGCUUUUUUUCUGUCGUCCUUCUGAUCUCGUUUUUACUCUCAACUAUGUCCGUUUGGAUAGUUUAUAUUUAAGUCCUGCAUGCAUCCCAGUCUUAAGUCAGGAAAUUGAUGUCUUAAUGGCUUAAAUUAUGUAAGAUCGGUUUCUGCAGCGUAAGUCAUCCUCUGAAAAUAACUUUCAGUGUUGUCAUCUUUUAUUCGCUAAGCGGAAAGUGAUGAAUUCGAGUGUUUUUGGAUAACAUGGCAGGAUUUUUUGGCCUGUUUCAUUGUUCUCCAAGGAUUACAUGAUUCACCAGUGGGCGGAUUUGAAUCACCACCCGUUUUCUACCCACAGGACCUCUUUAAACCGAACUAAACCAAAGAAACUCAGACAUUUAAUGAUAAAGUCUGUAACUGCUAGAUAUCUGAUGUGUGACGUAUGAAAGUUGCUUAGUUUCACAUCAUCCGAGCGAGACUUUCUUAAAUAACUCGAUGUCGAUUGAGGAAGACUGAGGAAGUUGUUUUUGUCGUCGCAGGAGCCAGAUGUGGAGCUAGAGAGCAACGGUGACGUGUUGAUCCUGUCGCCAGUGUCACGGAAGGACAGCGGCAUCUACCAGUGUCGGCCUCUGGAGUCCGACAGUGACUCCGACGUCAAAGGAGAGAUGCAGCUUCCUGUGCACUGUGAGGAGCCGUCACACACACACACAUACAAUCAGAACAUCGGGAAACACAAACAAAAGAGACCAAAGACAGAAACAGCUCAAUCUAACAUUUUGACACAGCCGAACUUUCCCAUUUAUGCUAUAACAAUCAGCACCUACCCCUACCAGUUUUCUUUAGUUUAUUUAAUUAUAUUUAGUUCAUUUUAUUUUAUUUAUGCAUUUAUUUUUUGUAUUUUGUUUGCUUGUAUGUUUUGCCUUAUUUUUGGAGAUAUGUCGAUUUGGUUACUUUUUGGUUGUUAUUUACUUUCUGUAUGUUAAAAAAAAAAAAAAAAAAAAAAAGGGAAGGAAGAGAAAAAAAAUGUAAGGUAUAAUAUUGUAAAAUGAAAGCCUGACUAUGUUUGUGAAAGAAAGAAGCCUUGCAAUAAAGUAGUAAAAAAAAAAAAAAAAGAAAAAACAAUCAGCACAGAGAAUAAGGAGGAUAUUCAACCCAAGUCUCUAAGAGAAAGUGAUAAAAUUAUUCCAACUUAAAAAAUGAUUUCUCUCCAAACUUUGACUUUAAGUCGUGUUUCUUUUUUCCUUUUCUCAUCGCGCUCAGAUUUGGACCCGGCUGUGGUGGUGCCUAAAGAUUCUGAGGUCAUGCUUAAAGGAGAGGAUCUGACUGCAUCGUGCAACGCUCUGUCCUCCCUGCCAACACACACAGUUUGGUACAAGGUAAUUUACACAGUGGAUAUUAUAACAGAUUAGACUUGAUGGAUUUCAAAGUUAUUCGAUCAUAUUUAUAAAAGGUGGCAGCCGGUACUUUUCUCUAUUUCCCUGAUCAACCUGCAGCAAUGUUUCCUGUUGUCUAAGCUUUUAAGUGGACUCCAUGUGGGGACUUAGAAAAUCCUAUGAAAGUGUGAAUCCACUCUAUAGAUUUUGAGAUAUUUGUUAAGGACCAACGAUGCAUUGUGAAUACUACCUUCCUUCCUUUGAGCGACAAAAACUUCCUCAGACCGAACUCAAAGUGCCAGCCUCACCUGUUCAUGUGUGUUUGAAUGCGUCUCUGUCUGUGUUUGCAUAGAAUGGGCAACAGGUGGGUAAGGGGAACACAUUGCACCUGCGGGACGCCACCUAUGAAACAUCAGGAGAGUACGUGUGCGAGGUGACAGUUCCCACCCUGCCUGCCUUGCACACCAGCGGCUCUGUUCACAUCAUCGUCCAAGGUCGGUCUCCUCAUCUGUUUCAGUUCACUUUCUGGUGAUCCAAACUAAAUACUUAUUUUAGAGUCCGUUACAUUUUGAAACACAGCCGAAGCCCUGAUUUAAUUGUGCAAUUAGGUUAGUUUCCAUCCAUAUUUUUGCGCUUGAGUGAUGUGUUGGAAAUCUGUGUUUUGAAUACAAAUAUCUGUCUUUCUCUUCCCGACCGACACAAAACACUAAAUUUGCAAAAGGACCAGAGCGUAGAAGGAUAUAGUUUCUCCACAGCCAUGACUGAAACGUGCCCGCUUUGUCUCUUUUUGAAACAAAAAGCGUUUGCCAAGACAGAACUGCCUUUCAAAUCUGACAAACAAGUAAACCGUCAGCCGCCAGAAUCUGUCUCACAGCUAUCUCUCCAGACCGCAAGUUGGUGUCAAUCCGAGGCCAGGACAUUAGUCCAUGUUAUCUAAACACUGUAUGUAAAAGAGCUCGGUCUGCCAUGUGCUCGGUACAUGUUAUCUGAGACAGUAUGUAAAUUUACUAAGCCAGCUGUGAACUUUUCAACUGCGGAGCAAGUUUGACGUAUGCAAGCGUUGAGAUAAAUAAUUUCCAUUGCAGAGGAAAGCCUCAAUCCAGCAGAAAGAAAGACACACAUUAUCAGAGCGUGGGAUGGUAAAGUCAACAAGAAGAGAAAUGACGCCUUCCUGCACCUGCUUCUUGUAUUGUGCCAAACGUGAAUGCAGGGGUGCUGGUUCAGCUCAGUCAGUGAGGGAGACGCCUCAUGUUUACAUGGAUUUAUACCCAUUUGUGGAUUUAAAAGCAUCUUCUGAGUCCUGAAUGGCCUUUCUCAUUUCUAUCAAAGUUCUCCAGUCUGAUUAGUCUGAGCUGAUUUGAAAAAAGUAUCAUUCAGUUGAAGUUCGGAGGUUUAAUCCUUGAGAAACAAAUAUGCUAAAGUGCCGAACUUUGGAGUAAAAGAUCAGAGUUGUGGUUUCAAAGGUUGGAUGGCUUCUAGAUACAGUCCUUGUGAUUCUACGCCUGAACCCACUCUCUUCCCCUAACUACUCUGUUUCUCUCAAGCUGUCUUAUCAAAUAAAGGUAAUGCCCUCCAGGAUAAUAAAAAUAGUGCAGCUCCUUCCAAAAAAAAUAAACCUGGAAAGAGGAGAAUCGUGCCCCGUAAAUCCACUAGAGGGCUUUUAAUGAGAAACACCCGUGCAGAACCUGUCAAAGUGUCAAGUUCGGUUGGGACAAGCUUAGCACAGACCCAAAAAUUGAACCGACUAAAGUUUAUUUUAAAUAUUUCUGCCUGAAAGAAAAACUCUCAUUAGCUGUGUGGUUAGUAAGGUUGAACUUUUCUAGAUGAUCAUCCUGAAUUUAGGACGUUAGGGGGAACACAGAGAGGAGGAAUUGACAGACAUUUAAAGUUUUUGUAAACAUAAUUCAGUAAUUUAAACUACGCUCGCUGAAUCUUGAAGGAGUUUGUGUUUUUGUGUUUUCGUCCAGGUGGUCCCCAGAUGGUGGGAGUGGAUCAGGAGGUGCAGCUGGAGGAGGCUGCAGGCAGGAUGGUGAACCUGAGCUGUGAGGCUCAGGGUCAUCCGCUGCCCAGCAUCUCCUGGAACAUCAUCGGCAGCCAGGUAUCCAACCAGGCCGACUCUCCUUCUCAUGAGUGGACUUUCAGCUGAGUUUGUAGAGAAAGACAAAGAUGACUUGGACUCCCGAUGGUUGUCUCUUAACUUUAGUCGGAGAUUUGAGCAGAUCUAGCAGGCAGACUUUGCGAGGUAGCUAUCGGAGUCGUCCUCAGUGAUUCCCCUCGUACUUUAUCAGCAUAAUCUUCAAUAAAAUGACGUUUUUUUGUUUAAAAAAGUAAGAGAAAUCUCAGUGGAGGCAGUUUAUUUAUUUUAAAAAGAAAAGUCUAUAUCAGUUAUAGUCACACUUACUGAUUUAGUAACUUAAAAACGAACAGAUUUCAGGUCGUAGAAUCACUGCUGUUACUUACAUCGUGCCGAUAGUUUACUCUUGCUAAUUGAAAGAAAUGUAAACGGUGAACUCAUUCAUAUAACGUGUUUUUGUGUGUGUUUCCACAGACUUGGCAGGAGGUGGUGAUUAAGGCAAACGAGCACAUGACCCACAGCGUGGUGUCGGUCAAAGUCACCUCGGACGUCAGCGCUCUCUGCAACGCUUCCAAUGACAUGGGCACCGAUGUCAAGGCCUUCAGCAUCAAAGCCAGUAAGAGCCUCUCUCUCUCUCACUCAGACUGUCACAUCUUUAUGAUUGACAUAUCCAAUGACAGAAUUUAAAAAUGCGAAAGUAAAUUUGGCGACUAUACAUCUGUAAAGAAAACACAUGCGAUACAUUUGAGACAGGACAUCAGCAGGUCUUGCUCCUUUCUCAAAUAUCGAUUCGGGAAUGAAAUAGUUGGUAACUUCUGGUUAACUGAGGGAGCUGCUCUCUGCUCUGUAACAAGCUGCAUUAAUAAUGAAUUUUAUUUUGCUUUUGAAGCUUCAAUUAACAAGAACCAGGAGCAUCAGUCCUUUCUUUUAUCUGGUUUCAGGUUUAAUUAGAGAUUUAACCAGGGAACUUUUUACAGUAUCGGUCUGUACAAGCAGUAAGAAGUUAUGAUAAACUCCUUUUUGUUUCUUAUUGGCUCACAUGCAGUUUCAGAACGGAUUUGAACUGAAUAGGAUCAAAUAAUGACGAGCAAACCUUGUACUACAAAGUAGGAUCCAUGUAAAGUAAGAUAACAUCAUGGGUGACUCCGGUUUUAGUGCUAUAAACUUGCUCCACUGCCUACUCCACUGACCAAUCAGAUUCUUGGUUCUUCUUCUUUGCACGUUACUUUUUUUUCUGUAAAAUAAGUUAUUGAAAGAUUUUUGAUAUGCUUUGGAGACACUGACAAAAGCAGAGUUUAUGGGGUCCAUACCACCCAAAGCUGCAGCAAUUUGAGUGAUCUUAAACUGCUGAGUAUGAAUCAGUUUAGGGGGAAAAAAAAUGUUACUGUCAGAGCAGCUGUAUAAUGUUUGUAAAAUACUAUUUUCAGUCUUGAAUUGUGUAUUUUUACUGAUUUUUUAACUGUUAUCUUUGCAUUUGUCAGCUGCAGCUGUUUUGAGCUCAGUCUGUGAUAUUUUUAAAACUGCCUCUUUGAUACUGGACUUUAGAUUUGUCGAGUAUGAAGAUCUGCUGACUGUUCAAGUUUGCGGUCACUCAAAUCACACAACUCCUCACAAAGCUUUAGUUUCAGAGUUUUGUUUGCUGUUGUUUGAGUCUUGUGUUAAAAUCUUUUAAAUUAUCGUAUUAAAUCUAAUUGAACUGACUGUAAAAGCUGUGCUCCCUGCUCGAAAUGUAAACUAUAUCCUGGUUACAGAUUAGCGUUUUUUUCCCCGCUCAGAUUUUCUUAAUGUAAAAGACUUUCAGGAGCCUACAUGACUGAAAGCAUUGGGAUGAAAACAGAAAAACUCAAAGAGGCGAGUUUUGUUUUUUAUUCUGUUAACCAUGUCUCGAGUCCUCUGGAGUCCCUUUGGUUCACCAUCUUCUUCAGAAGAUUCAAGACCACAGCGCUGUUUCAUGUUCUGUCUGAAAAAGGCUCCAUGUUAGACGCCUUUUAUCGCCCCCUGAAUGAAAAAGAAAUAUUUGUGAUUUGCAGCGCAGCUAUGAUCACAACAAAUAAGAGAAGUGUUUGUUUCUAUUGAGGGUGGGCUCUAAGUGUUUUUUUACCUGUCCACAGUUCCCAGACUCACCUCCACUGCUCCCUUCUCUCCCGGUAAGACCGUCAAUCCACCGUCUCCUCCUGUCAAAGACGCCUCUUUAACUUCCGCUCUUCGCUCUCAGUGUUCCUGCUUUACACUAAGCUCUGGCUGUGACAAUAAGGGGUUUAGGACUGUAUACAUUAUUUAUGAUUUCCAUACAGGGUCUCCACACUAGGACUGACUUUGGUUUGCUGGCAGAUCUUUGGAAUGGCCUGCGGGUAUAUUAAAUAUUCUGUUUGAUACUGCGAGAAAAAUCACAACACGAGCAAAUUCAGGCACGCCAACAGUUAUAAUGAUUCUUGGACCAAACCCUCUGUGGUGAAAAAACAUUAUUUGCAUGUUUCGGAUUUUUAAAACAAACAGAAAUAAGUGAGAAAACGGUGUCUCACUUUUACAGCCUAUUCCAGACAGUCUCGGGUUUUAUUGUGGAUUUUUACAUACCAGGUGAAAUUACAGUGAGGUAUAGAGAGGGCUUUAUUACAGGGCAAUUUUCUAACCCAAUCACACAGUUAAAAUCUUCAUAAGCCUGUAGGGAAAACAACAGGCAAAUAAUGAGCAUUUUAGACCAUUAAAAACAUCACUAAGGAAAAAGGAAACCCGUCUAAAAAUAUCCUAGAAAACAGUAAAAAUAAUAAAAAAGAAGAUUUAGUGACAUCCCUACUUGUUUGCUGAGCUAAUUAUGAACUCAACUCAAACACUCGUUCUGUGGAGUUCAACAAUAAAUGAAAUCCUUAAAGGAAUGACGCCACCCCAGUCUGUCUCUCUUUUUGUCUUAAAAUCCAAAUGCUGGUUUAAAAUAUACAGCAAGUAAUAUCCAGAGAAUAAGAAACUUUAUUCUAAGUUAUUGUGAACUUACUGUAAAUAUGAGGUUUGGUAAGGCGUUUUCACCAGUAUUUUUUAAUGGUCACUAAAAGUUAUAUUGUCAAUGUUUACUGAAUAUGAAAUUUACAGAGCAGUAUAGAAAUAUCAAGUCUGUUUCAGUUUCUUAUUGUGACUCUCUUGAUAUAUCGAAUGCUCUGAGUUGUUGUGAAAUUCAUCUAAAUUGGUCAAAUAAUUCAGUAACACAUUCUUUUACGGUACACUUAUUACCAGGUAAUUAACAGGUUAUUACCUAGUAACAACAUUAUCUGGUUAAUUAUGUGGUAAUUACAUAAUAACUACUACGUCAAUACUGUCUAGCUACCAGGUAGGUAACCUUCCAUCAUCAUACAAAUUUGAAGCUGAAUUGCUCUGGUAUUUCCAGGAUUUUCUCCGCUUCCUUGAACCACUUCUUGCGCAGUAGCAUUGUACGCAUUUGGCGGGUGAGUCGCUGUGAUAAUGCUUGGCUCAAACAGCAUAUCGCUACGCAAUCUUCACACGCCCAUAGGCUGUAUCAAGUGUCAAUCAUAGAAAAUAAGAACCCCAAAUAGCUUUUGAAAAUGGAGCUGCACAGAAAAAAGAAAAACCUAGACAGUAUUGACGUAGUAGUUAUUAUGUAAUUGCCAAGUAAUUUCAUGUUGUUACUAGGUAAUUACCUGUUAAUUACCUAGUAAUAGGUGUACUGUAAAAGAAAAGGGUUACCAAUAACUCUUAUAAUUCUCUGCUUUAAAUUGUCUCCUUUCAUGAUACAAAAAUCCCAUCUGUUACCAGUUUUAGCAAAUCUCGUAGGAUAUUUAUUGUCCAUUAUUUUGUUAUUGGAUUUCUUUAAUUUUGUUAGGAAUUGUGAAUUUGUGCACUUAAAAUCUCAGAAAGUUUGGAUUUCCAAAUGAAUUUGGCUUCUGGAGUUAUUGGAGGUCAUUUUCUAAUAUGUCUAUUGGUUCAUUUGCUCCUCUUGAUAUCUUUUCUGUUUUGUAACAUUCCUGCUUCACUUUUGUGAAUGCAUACAUAUCUUCAAAGAACAACUUUCAGUUUGUCACAUGUUGAGAUUGACCUACUUUUUCCCUAAUUUUGCCCGUAUUUAUGCCAGGCUCGGUUCAAACUCAAAGAGGAACAGCAUCAAAUGUAAAGUCAGGAGCAGCGUUGACUCUUUAUUUUUAAAUAAAGAGGAGGAAAAGGCAUCCUCUAUUCCAACUGGAUGGAUAAUGUUAUCUCACUAAAGUUAGUUAUUAAAGCCAUAGGUCACAGAUGCUGCACAAAAUAAAUGACAUUUUCUGCACUCCUAUAAGCUUAAUUACACUGAAGUAAAAUAGAUGUAAUUUCACGCUUUGCUUUUCUUUCUUAUGCAGGAAAAAAUAGACUUGGUAAAAUAAGCCCCUUAAUUAAAGGGAUGUUUAAAGCAGAUGUUUCCUUUUUUCCUCCUCAGUCAUCUGGGAGGGCAUUUCUAUCAAGACGUGAAGCUUUAAUGGUCCUCAAAAGCCUUUUUUUUUUCUGCACUUCCUAUCAUGCAACUUUCUGCAUCUUUCAUUCAGCCUUCCCUGCACGAUAUCAGCACCUAAACGUCUGUCUUUCAAACUUCCAGUCCCUCUCACUGUCGUCUAAGCAUCAAAUGAUAAAUACUGUGAGGUGACACACUGAUCUGUGAUUUCUCUCUCUGUUUGUGUGUUCGUGUAGCUGAGGGCAGCGGGGUUAUCAUCGUGGUGAUCAUUCUGUGUCUGCUGCUCCUCGCCAUCCUCGGCAGCGUCCUCUACUUCCUGCACAAGAAGGGGAAGAUCCCGUGUGGGCGCUCAGGGAAACAGGAGAUGUGAGUGCUGCUUUUUGUAGCUGUCUUUUCAGGCCAACAAUCUGUCCAACUUUUAAACAUGAUAUCUGCAUCUGGAGGGAAUUCCUAAGAAUUACAAUGAAAUGUCACUCUGAUCUCUCAUAACAUAUUUCUGGCUUUUAUUCAAGAAUUUCGUCUACAGUAAUGGGUAAUUGUAGAAAAUAUGAGUUGGGACACAUUUUGCAUGAAUGUCACAGAUCAGUUUAAACAUUACUAUAUGUUAUAACUCAGAAACAACAGAGGAAGCUGUACUUGAUUCUGAGUAUAGUCAUACAAUGAAUUUACAGGUAUAUUGACUCUUAUUUCGAGUGUCAGACGUGAACCUUUUAGGAUUUUAAAGAUCUCCUCUCUAUUCUAGUCACUCCCAUUUGGACCUGCUAAUGUAAAGGUUUAAUGCAAACAUAGUUGUGGAUUUGUGACACCUUUUAAAAAAAACAAGUGGCAAAGAAAGUUUGAUGAAGUUGUUCUUUGUCUUCAAAUGUUUUUUUUUGUUUGUUUGACAAUUAAAAAUUAUUAGAGAUCUCCCUUUGAUAAAGUUGGAAAUGCUAUUUCUGACUUACCCCUCUUGUAUGCAUCCAAAAUAAUACACAAUAGUGAGGAGGCUCCUAUUUCAAACUAUUAACAGGACUCCCAGUUUGCAGAAAAGUGUGAAACAAAAGCAGUAGAGCGACAAAAAAGGGGAUAAAUGUUAAACUUUAACUGGUUUCAAAAGAGAAAUGUCAUCGCAACUUGAGCAGUCCAAAAGUGUUCAAAUUCCUCUUUGUCUCUGUCUGCAGCACCAAAGAGAAGACCACCAAAGAUGACAUUGUUGUGGAGAUGAAGAGCAACACAAAGAACGAGGAUGCUGUCCUGCUAAAGGCCGUCAACGGAGACAAAAAGGGCCCUAAUGACCAGGUGACUUUUAGGAUGCUGCUCGUACACAAUAAGGACUGCAGAUUUCACAGUUUACAUCGAAUAACAUGCACCGACAGUGUUUCUUUUACCAAAUGAAGGGGUGCUGUAGUCUUAGUCUAUGGUCCUCAUUGCAGUGAUUUCUGAUUUUUCUUCAGUGCAUGUGAGGAAAUGCUGAGUUUACUCUCAGAAGUUGUUUUAAUGUGGAUAAGUAAUGGAUGAGGGUUAAAAACUGCUGCUUUUUCAUCAAUUAUUUAAUAGCUGUAAAUAAACCUGCACCGGUUGCCAGCGUGCAGCAAACAGAUUCUGAUAAAACGCAGAUCAAACAGGAGCUGAGUUAAGUGUUUGUGAUUUCAAGAGAUAUUCCCAUGUGUUUUUAAUGUUACCUCUAGAGCCUCACUGCUGUUUGCUCCGCUGCGGUGCUACAAAUCUUAAAAAAUCCUGCAGUUGUGCAUCUCCAAAGCAAAGGGGUGUGUGAAAAUAUAUGGGAUUUUGGCAUCUUUUGAAUAAUUUCUCACUUGGCAGAUGUUAAACUGAAGACAUUUAAGGAAAAAGUCUGAAUCUGUCCAAAGUUUGCAAUAAUCUGCCAACAAACACUUGACAGGUGUAACCUGCUGCAAGCUUCAGGCAAGUUAAUUUAUAGAUUAGAUUACAAAUGCUCCAUUCAGACAUAAAAACAGUAUGCAGGGCCUGAGGAAACAUGUUAAAAGAGCAGUUAAAAAAUCACUCAUCUGCAAAUAAAGACUGAUACUCAUUUACAAUGACAUUAAUGCUGAAUAUAUACAACAUGUCAACAUAAUGUUAAUAGACUUAUGUAUGGAUUUAUCAUUUCUGGAUCAUUCAAAAGAAAAAAUGUCGUCUUUAACCUCAAGAGCUGAGUGUGACGCUGCUUAUUGAUACUUAUUCAAACUUAGUAAAAACGUCACUCUGAUGGUUUCGCAAAAAGACCAGUUUUCACAGACAGAGAGCGUUCAAGUGAGAGAUCAUUUAAAUGUAUGCAAACAUCAUUUUUUAGCAGUGAAGAUUGGACUUAGUGAAUGAUGCAGCUUGGUUUAGAGAACGAGACCCUUACUUUGAGACAAAAAAUCAACAAUUAUGAUUCUCUGACGAAGAGGAUUUGAAAUAAAGGCCUCUAAUACAAGCCUGCUUCAUAUAGAGGCCUGCUUCCUGAGGUGGUAGGAGCAAAUAAAAGACACAGUUUAUAUUUGAGGAUUUACAGUGAGUUCAACUGAAAUUAUCAACUAACUUUUAUAAUCAAGAGUGUACCAAAAGGAAGGGAAAGGAAACCAAUUCACAGGACCAUUGUUUUGGGUUUUUGUAGAUUUGUUUAUGUGCACAAAUAACUUUUUUCUGUGUGGGUGUUUUUCUCUUUGGUGUUUGUGUGUAACUCUGAUGUCCUCCUCUGUCCCCGCAGUAAAGCAGUGGUGUUGUGCAACAGGAGGCAGCACACACUAAGCCAGCGGUCAGUGUGUGUGUGUGUAUGUGUGUGUGUGUGAGUGUGUGUUGGAGCAGAGGAGACAGAGGACGGAGGCUCCCACUGAUCCGAGAGACCUGCAGGGUAACACCACAUCACAGCCUGGACACCCUCCCAUCAUGCUUCGUUCUCAGCAGUAUUUGAUAGAUUCACCCAAAUGUACGCAUACAUUACACAAAUACACACACACACAUAUGUCUGUAUGUACAGUUGUGUAUUUUCUUAUGAGUGCGUGUUUCCCUCCUUAAACGUUCAUUAUCUCUGUUGUUUUGGAUGAUUUUCCUCAGAUUAUGUUCAGCUCUUUCUCGGCUGUCGUUCAGUGUGCGUCUAUGAUGGUGUCACAUACACAUCAUCAGCUUUUGGUUCAGUUUUUUCUAUGAAAGUGUAUAUAUUAUAUAUAUUUUGUUAUUUAAGAUAUUUUGGCACUCAGAUUCUCAGUGGAUGGUAGCGUCUGGGUCAUGUGCAUGUUGAUCCGUGUUCAUUGGUCCAGGUGAGUUUCAGGACAGGAAAUGAUGUCAGAGACCAAACACUGGCUGCUCCUCUGAGGCGGCACAGACACUCUGAGGGAAGGCUCCACAGUGUGUUGGCUUCGGUUCGAUUAUUGAUUUUCAUUCAAAUUUACCAAAAAAAAAAACAAUAAAAACGUCUUCUUGAUCUGUACACGCAGCAUAUUGUUCGAACAAACCCGGCUAAUCAGGCGCACAGCCGGCCUUCUCCUGCAAACUGCUGUCAAACCCUCGUACUGAUUGUAAAUACAAGUAGUGUACAGACCUGCUAGUAUGGCCUUGGAGUGUUACUGAGCGUGAAAAGGUCAAAGGUUAGUGAUCUGCUGUGCCUGUUUUUGAGAAUGCAUCAUACACUGAAUUGGUUUCUUUUGGUUUCUUUGGUUUGCUCUGUGUGUUUUCUUUGUGUUUCCACUGAGAGAUAGCGGCGUCUGAAGGAGCAGGUCAGAGUUUCUGCAUGUUUGGAGGUAACACUGUACGAAACGGCGAAGUAAUCUGCAAAGUAGAUGCUCCAAGUUUCUGUUUUGUUCUGUAAGUUUUUUAAGAUAAAGUAGCAGACUCUGAACUUUUUUUUUUAUUUUUUUUUUUACUAAAGGUACAUUCAGUUUUCUGUUUAUUAUUUCUUCUUCAUGGUUGGUCUGUCUGCUCUGAUCCAAAGUGUCAAACAUCAGUAAAAGCAGAAGACGAUGCAAAGCAAAAAUUGAAUUCAAGGAAAUGAGCGUAAAGCCUCAGCUGUCAAAGAUAACAUGUUUCUCAUGUGUUAUUCCUGUGUUCAAAUCACAGUUUUAAAAAUAAAAAUCUUUGACCCUUUAGGUUGAGAUUUACUUUUUGGGGUUUUUUUUGGAUAACAAAAAAUACAACUAUUUAAAAUAACUCUGAUUAAUAAACAAGACAACCAAACGAGCCAAUUAUGAGAAUGAAAAAUUUGUGAAUUUACUCUAAAACAGUGGUUCUCAAGUCCAGUCCUCGAGCCCCCCCCCGUCUUGCAUGUUUUGGAUGUUUCCCUGCUCCAACACACCUGAUUCAAAUGAUCAGCUCGUUAUUAAGCCGGUACAGAGCUUGAUAACGAGCUGAUCAUUUGAAUCAGGUGUGUUGAAGCAGGGAAACAUCCAAAACAUGCAGGACGAGGGGGCUCGAGGACUGGACUUGAGAACCACUGCUCUAAAAGAAGAAAAAAACAGUAAAACAUAUCCAAAAACAGUUCCAGAAAUGCAAGAUUUGCUUGUUUUAUUUCAAUUUUUCUUUUUUUUUUUGGUUUGGUCAUUUUUCCCACUAAUCUUCUAAAAGAAGUAAAGUUAAGAGUAAUUUCUGUAUUCUGAGAGCAGGAUAAGUCAGAUUUCAGUAGGAGGAUACAUCACCUGCGAGUUUUUGGGUUAUAUAUGAGACACGAACCAGCCAGUUGAAGUGUUUCUUUAGUCACUCAGCUCAAACAUGCAGAGCCUCCGCUGCGCUCCUUCAGAGGCCCGUGUUGUGAAUAUGAUGUUCUGAUUGCUCACUGUGUAGUUUGUUGUGAAAUGAUUCAUUUUGUUGCUGAGAGCCCCACGUUGCCCAGAAGACUUGCAGCAUUAAGAAGAUAGCGGUUCAUUUUAUGUUUUCUUUUUCUUUCCACUGACGUUGAGGUGUUUCAGUUGUAGAAAUAUCAGGUCCACAAUGUCCUCAGGCAAGAAGUUUCUUCAUCCAGUCUGAUGCUGUUAUUAGAGUUUAGAGAAACUGACAAAACCAUCAGUGUUUGUGAUUUGAUCAAUAAACCUGCUCCUCAUCUUUUCGUUAAAAAGGACUUAAAGUGCGGCUAUUUUUUUUUUUGUCAGACUGACGUUUGGCUGAAAACAAGUUUGAAACUUCACUCUCAUUAUGUUCUUUUUUCUAAAUGUGUGUAAAUUAAGUAAUGUACAUGUGAUUCUUUGAUGCUUGCGUUUUUUUAUAUAUUUUUUUGCAAAAAAAAUAAUGCCAAAUAAAAAGGUUUCGUUUAAAGAGA